AUGCUGUGCAUUGUGGGAGCCGCGAGGGAGCAUCAUUCGGUAGUUUUGUCUGCUCCCUCCUUCAGUUCGUGCUUUCUGACAGCUGCCCUGACAGUGUUUAAGCCCAUAGUGUGCAGGGCAGCAUAGUACGCCUUAACUAUGGGCCAGGGACCCUACACUAUAAGGCCAGGAAUACAUUUGUGUUCCUGACCUUAUACUGUUCCUUUAAUAUAUAGCGUAUAUAGUGUAUCCUUUAAUAUAUAGUGUGUAUAUAGUGUAUAUAUUACACUGGCCCCCUUUUGCUUAGGGGGCAAGAGGGGGCCAGGGACCCUACACUAUAAGGCCAUGAAUACAUUUGUGUUCCUGACCUUAUACUGUUCCUUUAAUAUAUAGCGUAUAUAGUGUAUCCUUUAAUAUAUAGUGUGUAUAUAGUGUAUAUAUUACACUGGCCCCCUUUUGCUUAGGGGGCAAGAGGGGGCCAGGGACCCUACACUAUAAGGCCAGCAAUACAUUUGUGUUCCUGACCUUAUACUGUUCCUUUAAUAUAUGGCGUAUAUAGUGUAUCCUUUAAUAUAUAGUGUAUAUAUUACACUGGCCCCCUCUUGCUUAGGGGGCAAGAGGGGGUCAGGGACCCUACACUAUAAGGCCAGGAAUACAUUUGUGUUCCUGACCCUAUACUGUUCCUUUAAUAUAUACACACACGCACUCACUGGCUCAUACACAAAUGCACUCAUUGACUCUUGACACACACAUUCACUGACAGAAAAACAUACCAUACACACACUGACAGAAACACACACACUGACAGAAACACUCACACUCACUAACAGAAACACACUCACUGACAGAAACACUCACUGACAGAAACACACUCAUUCACUGACAGAAACACACACGUUCACUGACAAACAUACACACAGACACAAACACACACACACUCACUGACACAAACACAUACACACAUUCACUGACAGAAACACAUACCGUACACACACAUUGACAGAAACACUCACUGACAGAAACACGCACGUUCACUGACAGAAACACUCACGUUCACUGACAGAAACACUCACGUUCACUGACAGAAACACAUACCGUAUACACACACAUUCACUGACAGAAACACAUACCGUACACACACAGACACAAACACUCACAUUCACUGACAGAAACACACACAUUCACUGACACAAACACAUACACAUACACACAUUUACUGACAGAAACACAUACACACAUUCACUGACAGAAACACAUACCGUACACACACACACACACAAACACUCACGUUCACUGACAGAAACACACACACGUUCACUGACAGAAACACAUACACACACAUUCACUGACAGAAACACAUACCGUACACACACACAAACACUCACGUUCACUGACAGAAACACUCACGUUCACUGACAGAAACACACACAUUCACUGACACAAACACAUACACACACAUUCACUGACAGAAACACUCACAUUCACUGACAGAAACACUCACGUUCACUGACAGAAACACUCACAUUCACUGACAGAAACACUCACGUUCACUGACAGAAACACUCACGUUCACUGACAGAAACACAUACACACAUUCACUGACAGAAACACAUACCGUACACACACACACACAAACACUCACGUUCACUGACAGAAACACUCACGUUCACUGACAGAAACACUCACGUUCACUGACACAAACACAUACACACACAUUCACUGACAGAAACACAUACCGUACACACACAGACACAAACACUCACGUUCACUGACAGAAACACUCACGUUCACUGACAGAAACACUCACGUUCACUGACAGAAACACACACAUUCACUGACACAAACACAUACACACAUGUUACGGUACCUCCAGUAAUGAAAUGUACAAACCGCCGUUUAGCGAGUAUUCCCCGUUCGCAAUAAUGUGGUCGGGUAGCGGGUAUAGUAAAACCAUGCGAACCGCCAGCCAGGGAACACUCCAAACUCCCGAACGGUACCUGUAUGGCUAAUUCCCUUCACGAGCUGCAAAUCCACGAACGGCAAAUAGUAACCGAACGUCAAUAUCUCCCAAGCGGCAAAUAAUCCAAAUAAGCAGUCUCUAGUCGCUGGUAACCAAAUCCCCCCAAUAACGAGACCAAGCUCCGCUUUGAGGGUAAAACACGAACUGAUUUACUGUGGGCUACCUGCCCGGUAUUUAUUCAGGUCUCCCACUUGGUGGACAUUCCUCUAGGGGACCAAAUGGGAGACUGAAAUCACAGAAGGACAUGGGGACAUUUUGGACAUACAUCCCCACAAUACUCCCAGCAUGCAGUACAGUUCCCUCCCCUCUGCUCGGGGGAUAAUUGGAAGUAACUCAAUUAUCUCCCUGAGCAGAGGCAAUCGCCAUUUUAAACACAAGUCACAAAAACACAUGAAAAUCCAUAACUUCAUAACUGCCGAACAUAUUACAUUCGUAUUGCAUAUCCCCAGAUAGCCUGGAUCUGAGGGCACAUUAUUGAAGAAUAGCGCUCAGAUCCCAUUCGCACAGUUCAAUCGCCAUGGAGUCAAAGUCUCUUUUAGUUCUUCGGUAUGCGAUUGACUCCAUGGGACGGCUAUCUGGGUUAAGUCCAUUCGUGUGGUUGAAUCUCCCGAACGGCUGGCAUUCGUAUACUUUUGUCGAUUGAGAAGGGGAGGUCGACGGCUUCAGCGGUGUUCGGCUGAAAAAGUGUCCGUUUUCAGAUCCAUGAAAUAAUCGAACACCGCUGGUCGUUCGCAUGGACAAGAUGGCCGCCGCCUCGUGGUCGACAUACGAACGACGACCACCCGGCAUUCGGUUUUAAUUGAGAAGUGUCUGUGGUUAACCGCAACGUUCUAAUUGGGAUCAAUAGGUUAACCAGCAGCACACUUCUCUUCUGGGUGGCCGUCCGUUUGGUAGUUCCGUUCGACAAAACCGACAUUCCCUUGAAUAAAGCAUACGAAUGGGGAAAUUCAUGUAACCGGCAAAACAGGCGAACAAAGCAGUUGUAAUCCAGACAGAUGGAUCUGUCACAACACACAUUCACUGACAGAAACACAUACCGUACACACACAGACACAAACACUCACGUUCACUGACAGAAACACAUACACACACAUUCACUGACAGAAACACAUACCGUACACACACACAAACACUCACGUUCACUGACAGAAACACUCACAUUCACUGACAGAAACACUCACGUUCACUGACAGAAACACUCACAUUCACUGACAGAAACACUCACGUUCACUGACAGAAACACUCACAUUCACUGACAGAAACACUCACAUUCACUGACAGAAACACAUACACACAUUGACUGACAGAAACACAUACCGUACACACACACACAAACACUCACGUUCACUGACAGAAACACUCACGUUCACUGACAGAAACACACACAUUCACUGACAGAAACACACACAUUUACUGACAGAAACACAUACCGUACACACACAGACACAAACACUCACGUUCACUGACAGAAACACAUACACACAUUCACUGACAGAAACACAUACUGUACACACACACACAAACACUCACGUUCACUGACAGAAACACUCACGUUCACUGACACAAACACACACAUUCACUGACACAAACACACACAUUCACUGACAAACACACACAUUCACUGUCAAACACACACAUUCACUGACAGAAACACAUACCGUACACACACAGACACAAACACUCACGUUCACUGACAGAAACACUCACGUUCACUGACAGAAACACACACAUUCACUGACACAAACACAUACAAACACAUUCACUGACAGAAACACAUACCGUACACACACACACACAGACACAAACACUCACGUACACUGACAAAACACUCACGUUCACUGACAGAAGCACACACGUUCACUGACAGAAGCACACACGUUCAUUGACACAAACACAUACACACACUCACAGACAGAAACACAUACCGUACACUGACAGAAACACUCACGUUCACUGACAGAAACACUCACAUUCACUGACAGAAACACAUACCGUACACUCACUGGCAGAAACACACACUGACAGAAACAUACACACAGACACACACACAUUCAUUGACAAACACACACUGACAAACAAACAUACACACUGACAGAAACUCACUAGAUUAUAAACACUUUUGCUCUACUUCAAACACUUGGCUGCUGGGAUAUGAUGUAAUGUAUCCCAGCAGCCCUUAACAUAAUGUGAGCUGAUUGGCCCAUCUGGAGGGGUGAGCUGAUUGGCCCAUCUGGACGGGUGAGCUGAUUGGCCCAUCUGGACGGGUGAGCUGAUUGGCCCAUCUGGACGGGUGAGCUGAUUUGGCCCAUCUGGAGGGGUGAGCUGAUUUGGCCCAUCUGGAGGGGUGAGCUGAUUUGGCCCAUCUGGAGGGGUGAGCUGAUUUGGCCCAUCUGGAGGGGUAAGAGAAAGUGACCGGCGGGAGAGUGGUUUUAUGUGCUCCCGCCGGUCCCACAGCCCCCUCCCUCUCACUACCCUGAUUAUGCCGCCGCAGCCGCUGCAGCCACCCUCCUUCUUCAUGCUUUCACUGUCAGAAAGCAUGAAAGUAAGUAUGCCACCGGACCGGCUAGGCGGCCGCCCGGUCCGGCGGCACCACUAUGAUGCGGCUAUUCCCCCCUCACACCCGUGUAUAAGUCGAGCCUGCAAUAUAACAUUAAUUUUGCAGGUAAAAUUUCUUGACUUAUACACGGGUAUAUACGGUAUUCAGCCACAGAGCGCCUCCCUUGAUGUAAAUGAAGGUGAGUGGCUUCUGCUGUAGCACCGGAUUGGGAUCAUCAAAAACUAGGCACAUGGCCUCAAGAAAGUCUUUUAAAUUUCCCAAGACUGGACUGUCCUGUUCCAGAAAAGGGGAGGCCCAGGCCAGGGCUUCAUCUUUGAAGAUGGAGAAAAUAAAUCCCACCUUCUCUCUUUCAGAUGGAAAACGGUUAGGUAACAUCAUGUAAUGCAAACGGCAUUGAUUUAGGAAACCCCUAAAUUUUUUGCUGUCUCCUUCAAAUUUUUCUGGUAGAGGCAAGCGGGCAUCUUGUGCAGGUGUAACAGUAGUAGUAGCAGCAGCCGCAACAUCAUGUGACCUGUAGCUGGUAAGCUCACUAUUGAUCGAACUUCAUUUUGCAGUUCAGCUACCUGAUCCUGCAGCACUUGAAUGGUCUGUGCCUGGGUCUGCAUAAUUCUUGCAUUAAAAGCAACCUGCUGGGCCAAUGCAGAAUCUGAUCCGACGGUCUCCAUGAAUGUGCCAGAUUAUUCUGUAAUGAUAUUGUUACAAAGUUUUGGAGUCCAGUAGCCAGAUCAGCAAUUUUUUCUGCCAGAGGUAGCCACUCGUUACCCAGGUGGUUGAGCCCCUGAGCCUUGAGUGGCCUUCUGGUCUUAAGCAGAGAUGGGAGACUGGAACAGAAAGAUGAUAAUCGUAGUGAGGCAAGCCGAGGUCAGUGGGAAGGAGAAGCAGCAAAGUCAAAACAGUCCAAAUUCAGCAACAGGAAGGAGAAACAGGAACACGCUUGAUUAGAGAGUACAGGAACCACAAUAAUCUGGCAAAGGUACAGAGACAGGAAAUGGCUUUUAUAGGCCAAGAACCAGACACCUGACCAGACACAGCUGAAGAGAGUUGUCACUGAUAACCUUGACUCUACAACCAAUGGUAUCAGAUCAAAAGCCGCAGACAGGUCAAGGAGAAUUAGGAUAGAGUAGUGACCAUGAGAUUUUGCAGCGAGUAGAUCAUUGGAUACUUUGGUCAGUGCAGUUUCCACAGAGUGCUUAGCGCGGAAACCAGACUGAAACGGGUCUAGCAGAGAGUUGGACUCGAGGAAGUCUGUCAAUCUCGCAUUCACAAUUCUUUCAAGGAUCUUGGAUGCAAAAGGCAGUAGCGAGAUAGGACGAUAGUUGGAUGGGGAGUUAGGGUCAAGAUUGGGCUUCUUUAGAAUUGGAUUCACAGUUGCAUAUUUGAAGGGCGAUGGAAAUAUACCAGAGGAGAGAGAGAGAGAUUGAGAAUUUUAGUGAAAGGGGGUAGAAAGAGAAGAAGACAGUACAGAUGAGAUGCGAGGGAAUUGGAUCUUGGGAGCAGGUGGUGGGGCGGGAGGACUGGAGCAGAGCAGAAACCUUUUCCAUUGUAGCGGGUGCGAAUGAACGCAGACGGAGUGAAAUUAGGGGAAGUAUUGUAAGGGGAAGAAGAAAGAUGAGAGAUCUCUUCUCUGAUUGUAGAGAUCUUGUCAGUGAAGUGAGUUGCAAAGUCUGAGGCGGUCAAGUUAGUAGGUGGAGGAGGAACAGCAGGGCGAAGAAGAGAGUUAAAUGUGUGAAAUAGUCGUUUGGGUUCGCGGGAGAGUGUGGUUAUGAGGGUAUUGAAGUAAUUAACUUUUGCAGAGGAAAGAGCCAAGCUGUAUGAGCUCAGCAUAAAUUUAUAGUGGAGAAAGUCAGAUGCACAGUGAGACUUUCUUCCAACAGCGUUCAGCAGUUCUGGAGCAUUUUUGGAGGUAUCGAGUGAGCUUGGUGUGCCAGGGUUGUUGUUGGGCGCGCCUGCAGCGUUUAACUGUACAAGGUGCCAUGAUGUCUAGUUGAGAGGAGAGGGUGGAAUUGUAGAAGGAGGUUGCAGAACUAGGACAGGUGAGGUUUGAGAUAGGUAAAAUUAGAGUGAUGUUCAGACGGUGGUGUCAAUUGGGUCUUAGGUAUGCCAAUGUCAAAAGUAAGCAGAUGGUGGUCAGAUAGAGGAAAAGGAAUAUUGGAGAGAUUAGAGGCAGUACAGAGGUUGGUGAAGGCAAGAUCAAGAAUGUUUCCCGCUGUAUGGGUUGCUAAAUUGGACAUUGCGUAAGGCCAAAGGAGGAGGUUACACAGAGCAGACGAGAGGCAUCAGUGCAAUUGGGGUUGUUGAUUGGGAUAUUGAAAUCCCCAAGUAUAAGGGAAGGAGUGCUAGAUGAGAGGAAGUGGGGAAGCCAGGAAGAAAAGUGCUCAAUGAAUAUUCUAGGAUAACCGGGGGACGGUAGAUGAUAGCAAUCCUUAAAGGAGUGGGUUUAAAUAGGCGGACAGUGUGAACUUGAAAAGAAGAAAAGUAUAGGGCAGGGGGAGUUAUGAUUGGUUGAAAGGUACAUUGAGGGGAGCGAAGGAUGCCUAUGCCACCUCCUUUACAGUUGAGUCUGAGAGUGUGAGAGAAUUGUAGCCCACCAAAACAUAAAGAGCCAGGAGUAGCGCUAUCAGAGGGGGACAGCCAGGUCUCUGUAAGUGCAAGCAGUGUGAGGGAGUUUGAGAUGAAAAAGUUGUGUAUGGUUAUUGAUUUUAAAUUACUGCAGAUGGAGCAGGCAUUCCAGAGUGCACAAUGAAUUUUGGUAAGUGAGGGUAAAGGGCAGGGUAUUGCGAUGAGGUUUGUGGGGUUUCUGGUUGUCUUAGUGUCUGUAGAGAAGGUGAAGGGCCCUGGAUUGGGAGAGACAUCACCAGCUGCUAAAAGUAGGAGGAGAGAAAGUGACAGGAGGUGUGAAUGGGUUUUGUAUGCAUUGUAUGAGAUCGAUUGUGGGUCGGAGUGAGAGAGAGGAAAAAUGAGUGUAAGGCAUGAGAUGAGAGAAGGGGGGAGUGUAGCAGAGAGGGGCAGAUGUAAAUGUGGAUGGGGGAAUGAGUGAAGUGGGUGUAAGGAGAGAUUUUUAUACUGAGGGAGACUGAGGAAAUAAAAAGGAGGAGAAAACAGAUCAUUGCUAAACUGUGAAAAAUAAAAAUUGGAAAUAAUUGGAAUAUCAAGAGUAGGGAAAAUAUUAUGUUUUAUGGGUAAAGAAAGUGCAGAAGUGUACUAAUAAGAGGCAGUUUUUUUAGUUUUUUUUAACCUAACUAAAAUGUGGGUGUGACAGACAAUCUAUAAAUGUAAUAAUGAGCAUGGGUUGGGACAGUGGCAGAUCCAGAGCCUGAUAUCGGGAGGGGCACUUGUAGAUUAUUUAAAUAAAUAAUCCAGGCACAAUAAGCUCAGUGUAGUAGUUAGAAGUGUGUGAGCGGUGAAGUGUAUGGGGACAGUGUUUGUGGGGCAGUGUGUGUAGUGUGUAUAGGGGGCAGUGUGUGUAUGGGGGCAGUGUUUGUGGGGCAGUGUGUAUGGGGACAGUGUUUGUGGGGCAGUGUGUGUAUGGGGACAGUGAUUGUGGGGCAGUGUGUGUAUGGGGGCAGUGUGUGUAUGAGGACAAUGUUUGUGGACCAGUGUGUGUAUGGGGACAGUGUUUGUGGCGCAGUGUGUGUAGGGGACAGUGUUUGUGGCGCAGUGUGUGUAUGGGGACAGUGUUUGUAUGGGGGGGAGGAGGGUAGGGAGGCUUUUUAAUAAUAAUGGGCUUCCAAAGUUGGGGAAUCAGGCUUUGCAGAUGAUCAGGCUUGCUCACUGAAGUAAUGGGUUUGCAAAGUUGGGGAAUGAGGCUUUGCAGAUGAUCAGGCUAGCUCACUGAAGGAAUGGGCUUGCAAAGUUGGGGAAUCAGGCUUUGCAGACGAUCAGGCUUGCUCACUGAAGUAAUGGGCUUGCACAGUUGGGGAAUCAGGCUUUGCAGAUGAUCAGGCUUGCUCACUGAAGGAAUGGGCUUGCAAAGUUGGGGAAUCAGGCUUUGCAGACGAUCAGGCUUGCUCACUGAAGUAAUGGGCUUGCAAAGUUGGGGAAUCAGGCUUUUCAAACCAUCAGGCUUGCUCACUGAAGUAAUGGGCUUGCAAAGUUGGGGAAUCAGGCUUUGCAGACGAUCAGGUGUGUAUGUUGGUGUUAUCUUUGAUCUGUAUAUAUGUCAUGUGUGUGUAUGUGUUGUAUCUGUGUGUGCAUGUGUUAUCUGUGUGUCUGUGUUAUCUCUGUGUGUCUUCGUUAUCUCUUUGUUUAUGUGUUUUGCUAUAUGUGUAAAAUACCCUUACCUCUUGUGUUUCUAUACCUCACCCUCUCUAGCAUUUAAGCUCAUUGAGCAGGGCCCUCAACUCCUCUGUUCCUGUGCAUCCAACUCGUCAGGUUACAAAUGAAUGUCUGUUAGUCCUUCCAUUGUACAGCCCUGCAGAAUUUAUUGGUACUCUAUAAAUAAUAAUAAGAUUAUUAUAAAUAAUCUUCAGUGGAACAUUCCUAGACAAUCUGUUGAUAAUAUAAUUUUAAAAAUUGCUGUUUUGAUUAUCAGAAUAUGAGUAAGACUUAUUAUCUGCUAAUAUUGUCUUUGGUACACGGUUUUUAAGCAGUGGAGAAUUAGUCACAGUGUCAUUAGACCAGUCAUUUACUUUGUAUAGUUGGAAAACAAAUGAUUAACAUACCAAGCAAAAUGUCACAUUUGCAAGCAAUACUUGUUAGGGCUGUCCCAGUUGGCUGAUUGUUUUCUAUAUAAUCUGUUGCAUAUGCUGUGCAAGCAUUGGUAGUAGUAAGUUUUGGACACUUCCUAUCAAACCAGGAAGAGGAUAGUGACACUGCAUGUUUUUUUCUCAAAAGGACCUGUACACUGUGAGUACAAUUUCAGUUUCUCUUGUAUUGUGUAAGAAUCCAAACCAUAUGCAGACACAUGAUUUAGAUUUUUGUUGUUUCCUCCUGAAAGCCUUUUAUAUGUUUUAUAAAUUAUUUGUGGAUGUAUCUUUAUACGCCCAGGUAAAUUAAUACAUUUAUGUAUACAUUCCACUGACUCACAUUUACUAAUGCCUUCUGUGUUAAACUGUAUUACAUUUAGAAGUCAAUGGUUUAUUUAUACUAUAAUAGAUAACAUUUGCAGUGCACAUUGAUUCACAUUUCAAGUACAGUAUUGCAUUUACAGUAGUUUUAUUAUGCUGUGCAGACACACACAUUUCACCUAUGUACUGUAGGAGAACCAGGUACUAAAGCACAUGAACAGCUUUAAUUACCGAAUUAGUCUAAAGUUUACUGUAACAACAAGUUGGCACUGCCCCAGCUCUGUCUAGAAAGAGAAAGCUGGCAGUAGAAUCAAGGCAGGAGUUUAACCUCUGGCAAACCUGUAUGUGGAGGAUUCUAUAGCAACUGUUCAACUAACCAGCCACACGGAUGUGUGAACUCUUAGCAAAGAAUGUUAAUGUAUAGGUGUGUGUGUGUGUGUGUGUGCGAUAAAUUCUUGGGCAGUGUAUAAUAAUUUGCGGUGUUUGUAAAUGCUGUGAGAAGUGUGUAAAUAUUUGGGAUUGUAUGUGAAUGUUGUGGAAAAGUGUCUGUCAUUGUUUAGUUCACCAAUGCAGUGGGCAAGUGCAAAUGCUAUGUGAAUGAUGAGGGAACUAUAUCAACAAAUGAAAGCAGUGUGUGUGUAUUCACAGUCUGUGAGUGCUGUAUGUGAAUACUUUGCACAGUGUAUGAAUUGUUGUAAGCAAUGUGUGAAUGUGGACUGCGAGAGGCAUUGAGUACUCAGAGAAUAAUGUUGUCAAAUCAUGAAUGCUUUGUUUGGCAUGUCUAUGUGGAUAGUAAAUUAUGUUCAACUCCUUGGCUAUCAAACCCCCAACUUCAUAUUUUAGCCACAUUGCAUGGAAAUUACAAGAAUAUUGACAGAGGAAAAGGAAUAUCAAGAUGGUGUACUGAUCACAUUGCUCUUUAGAUAUUUGUAUACAUUUAUAUUAUAUACAUAUGUAUGUGCAUGUAUACUACACAGGGUUUGAAAAAUUAGCAAACUCCUAAAGCAUGUUAGUAUCAUGGAACUAAUAAGAAGUAGGGUUGUCAUUAGUCACUAGCACUAUCGCUUGUAGGUUUGUUGUUGUUUUGCAGGGAAAAGAGGAAGAGCGAUGUAAUUAUUUUUAGCACUCCACUCUUGUACCUCCAUUGUCCAGUAUUCCCUUUCAGGCAGAUGAAGCUACCAGGAGCAAUUUCAUCAUUGUAUUCCCACAUAUGUGUGAGAAAGCAAAAUGGGCGCAUCAUUUUUCAUCUACCUUUUUUUUUUAUAUACAUACCUUUUCAUGUAUUAAACUUUAGAGUUACAGCUGAUGGAAAAUGGCACGUGGAAGCUUACAUUUUACAUAUUUAGCAUAAAAGUUUCCAUUCAUAAGAUAAAGUAGUUCCUACUUUGUCUUAUGAUACCCUUUGUGACAGACCCAUCUGUCUGGAUUACAAAUACUUUGUUCGCCUGUUUUGCCGGUUACAUGAAUUUCCCCAUUCGUAUGCUUUAUUCAAGGGAAUGUCGUUUUUUUUGUCGAACGGAACUACCGAACGGACGGCCACCCAGAAGAGAAGUGUGCUGCUGGUUAACCUAUUGAUCCCAAUUAGAACGUUGCGGUUAACCACAGACACUUCUCAAUUAAAACCGAAUGCCGGGUGGUCGUCGUUCGUAUGUCGACCACGAGGCGGCGGCCAUUUUGUCCAUGCGAACGACCAGCGGUGUUCGACGAUUAUUUCAUGGAUCUGAAAACGGACACUUUUUCAGCCGAACACCGCUGAAGCCGUCGACCUCCCCUUCUCAAUCGACAAAAGUAUACGAAUGCCAGCCGUUCGGGAGAUUCAACCACACGAAUGGACUUAACCCAGAUAGCCGUCCCAUGGAGUCAAUCGCAUACCGAAGAACUGAAAGAGACUUUGACUCCAUGGCGAUUGAACUGUGCGAAUGGGAUCUGAGCGCUAUUCUCCAAUAAUGUGCACUCAGAUCCAGGCUAUCUGGGGAUAUGCAAUACGAAUGUAAAAUGUUCGGCCGUUAUGUAGUUAUGGAUUUUUAUGUGUUUUUGUGACUUGUGUUUAAAAUGGCGAUUGCCUCUGCUCUGGGAGAUAAUUGAGUUACUUCCCAAUUAUCCCCCGAGCAGAGGGGAGGGAACUGUACUGCAUGCUGGGAUUAUUGUGGGGAUGUAUGUCCAAAAUGUCCCCAUGUCCUUCUGUGAUUCCAGUCUCCCAUUUGGUCCCCUAGGGGAUUGUCCACCAAGUGGGAGACCUGCAUAAAUACCGGGCAGGUAGCCCACAGUAAAUCAGUUCGUGUUUUACCCUCAAAGCGGAGCUUGGUCUCGUUAUUGGGGGGAUUUGGUUACCAGCGACUAAGGACUGCUUAUUUGGAUUAUUUGCCGCUUGGGAGAUAUUGACGUUCGGUUACUAUUUGCCAUUCGUGGAUUUGCAGCUCGUGAAGGGAAUUAGCCGUACAGGUACAGUUCGGGAGUUUGGAGUGUUCCCUGGUUGGCGGUUCGCAUGGUUUUACUAUACCCGCUACCCGACCACAUUAUUGCGAACGGGGGAUACUCGCUAAACGGCGGUUUGUACAUUUCAUUACUGGAGGUACCGUAACAACUGGUGGCAAGCGACGGGAUGAUCCUCAGCGCCCAAAGAAACCACUACAACCAGGAUUAAAUGGAACUACAAUACCAGAACCUGAGAAGAGCUACCCUGAAGGAUUUAUUGGAACAAAGAGGCGGACAAGCCAGUAACCUCAGGAAGAGGGAUAUUAUUACACUAUUGCUGGAAAUGGAUGGAGUACCAGCGGAAGAGGGAACGAAUGGACCCAGCACAGCUGACAGAACCCCCGAGGAGGCAAGCUUCGACCGGGCGGUAAGAAUCAGGCUGGCCCAUUAUGGUCCCAACCCAACUAAUGAGACUGUCACCCAGGUCAUAGCCGCUGUGGAGGCCAACCUGCUACGCCAAAGCGGUGCUGCAGCAGCCCCAGUCACAGCAGACCCGGGAGAUAGGAAAAAGGUACCAUUUACAGCAUUUAAAGCCUUCAGUGAGACAGAAGGAGAGAUUGAUGGGUACCUUGCUGAUUUUGAGCGGCAAUGUGCCCUGCACAAGGUACCCCUAGAAGACUGGGUUACUAUACUGUCUGGCAAGUUAUCCGGCCGGGCCAGCGAGGCUUUUCGGGCCAUUCCAGAUGAGGAGAUUGGGGAUUAUGGAGCCGUCAGGGAAGCUUUACUCUCCCGGUAUGCUGUUACACCUGAGGCGUACCGGAGGAGGUUCCGAGACACGGUUAAAACCUCUGGGGACUCAUAUGUGGAAUGGGCAUGCAAGGUGCACCGCACAGCCGCUCACUGGAUGGCGGGGUGCCAGGCUGUGUCCGGGGAAGAGGUGCUGCAGAUGUUCCUCUUAGAACAUUGUUUUGAUAAAUUACCAGCAGGGGUCAGAGAGUGGGUAAGGGACCGUAAACCCUCCACUCUGCACGAAGCAGCUCGCCUGGCGGAUGAGUAUACCGAUGCCCGCAAACUGGACAGUCUCAUCAGUAAGGCUCCCGCCAGAGUGGAGUACAGGCCAGCAGCACCAACAGCAGCCAACCUAUACCAGCCUCCCAUGACUCGCCCAUCAGCACCACCUCCAUCUGCUCCGUACCAACAGCCACCCAGGUUUAAUGCACGGGAAUACACGCAACCCAUUCGGUGCUACCUGUGCAAGCAACUAGGGCACAAGCGACCAGAGUGCCCGAUGAACAGCGCCAACCAGAACCAGUCCUGGAGGAGACCAGCAGGCGGCAAUCCACGACCUCCCCUCCCGGCCGCUCACUGUGUAGAGGAAGAAGAGUGCUGGGGCAUCCUGCAUGAGGCAGACCCCGUUCAGGCUGCUCACCGGGAUAACCGACAGCAUCACCGGCAGUGUGUGAAAGUAAAUGGGAAGGAGGUCAGUGGUCUACGGGAUACCGGGGCAACCAUGACUUUGCUCCAGAAGCACCUGGUAUCAGAAGCCCAACAUACCGGGACACGGUCGCCGUACGAGUAGCUGGAGGUGCCGUGUUUCGUCUGCCCGUUGCCCGGGUACAUUUGGAUUGGGGAGUGGGCGCUAGACAUGUGAAUGUGGGGGUCAUGAAGGACUUACCAGCGGAUGUUCUCCUUGGAAAUGACUUGGCGCCCCUUGUUUCCGCUUACGCUCCCAUGGGUCCUGCUGAAGUGGAUGCUGUCACGACCCGUGCCCAGACCCGUGCCGCUGAGACCGGCCCACCUGCUGCUGAGACCCAGGUAAGACUCUCUUCCCCGACUUGUACCUUAGACCAGGCCCCUUUAGGCUGGGAUACCCCAGAGAUGUACGGGAAGGAAACCAGGGAAGACCCGACGCUAGCCAAGUACAGGGCCAGGGCCGAUUCUGGGGGAGAAGGAGUAGAUGGGGAGCACUACGAGUGGGUGGGGGAUAGACUAUACAGGAUGCCGAAACCGCCCCAGAAGCCGAGUACCCCUCCGCAGAAUCGACAGCUAGUGGUGCCUGCAAAAUACCGGCAGGAGAUUCUGCGGAUUGGGCAUGAUGUGCCAUUAGCAGGCCAUCUAGGUUCCCGCCGCACAGCUCAUAGGAUCACACAAAAUUUCUUCUGGCCCAAUUUUAACCGAGAUGUGCAGGUUUACUGUAGCACGUGUGACACUUGUCAACGGGUAGGUAAGCGGGGGGAUCACCCAAAAGCUAGGCUUCAGUCGAUGCCUAUCAUUGGAGAACCCUUUUCCCGCAUAGCCGUUGACAUUGUGGGUCCACUGGCCAGGGCUAGCCCAUCAGGUAAGAAGUAUAUUCUCACCGUGGUGGACUAUGCCACACGUUAUCCAGAGGCAGUAACGCUGUCUAAUAUAGAGGCAGAGACGGUUGCUGAUGCCCUGGUUAAAAUCUUUACUAGGGUCGGGUUCCCUCAGGAGAUCCUCUCCGAUCAGGGAACCCAGUUCACCGCUGUGCUUACCCAGCAGCUGUGGAAGGUGUGCGGUAUUAAACCUCUGCUUAGCUCACCGUAUCACCCACAGACUAACGGUCUCUGCGAGCGAUUUAAUGGCACCCUCAAACAGAUGUUGAGGACCUGUACUGACACUUGCAGAGAUUGGGAGCGAUUCCUGCCUCAUCUGCUAUUUGCAUACAGAGAGGUGCCCCAGGAAUCUACUGGGUUCUCCCCCUUUGAGUUACUCUAUGGGAGAAGGGUCCGUGGACCCCUAGAUCUCAUUAGAGGACACUGGGAGGGGGAGACAGAGCAAGAAGGGACUCCCAUAGUAUCAUAUGUCCUGGAACUCCGGGACCGCAUGGAGAAACUAUCCCUGAUGGUCAGGGAGAAUCUCCAGGCGGCCCAGGGGAGACAGAAACGGUGGUACGAUCGGGGGGUGCCCGACAGCGGGUCUUCCAGGUGGGGCAGAAGGUUCUGGUACUCAAGCCUGUGAAGACAAACAAGAUGCAAGCAUCUUGGCAGGGCCCGUAUAAAGUGUUAGCUCAGGUGUGUGAUACUACCUACUGUGAUAAAGUUAAGGCAGAUAGACCUUUUAACCCCAGGGGAAGUACGUGUAGUUCGUGUGUUGCACAACCCAACGCUUUGUUUAGUUAUGGGCCCCUGGGGUGGAGCAUUUGGAGAGAAGGGUGGGCCAAUGCUCCACUCCACAGUUUAGUGGUUUUCUGGGGAGACAUAGAUCCAGGCCAGGGUUUUUUGGACGUCUCCAACCCACUGCUCAGCUGCAGUUAAUGAGCUAUUGCAGUGGGAAUAAACCCCUCCCGGCUAGGCAGGAAAAGGAGAGGGAUUGCUGGCUUCCUCCCAGGAAGCAGGUAGGAGAGAGAGGCUGUUCUCUCCAGAUAGAGUCAAGGAGACUAGGCACUUGGAGUGCAGAAAGGAAGCAGUCAGGGCAAGGCUGGCUUGGAGCACUGGGAGUGCAGAAAGGAAAGCAGUCAGGGCAAGGCUGGCUUGGAGCACUGGGAGUGCAGAAAGGAAAGCAGUCAGGGCAAGGCUGGCUUGGAGCACUGGGAGUGCAGAAAGGAAAGCAUCAGGCUAGCUAGCAGAGUGUUGCUCUCUAAUAAGGUUGGUGCCAUAUUGUUUUGUUUAGUUUAACCCUGAGAGAUAGGGAACCUAAUGUCAGUUAGUGCUCAGACGAGCUAGGUUUUUGUUUAUACGGUUUUCUGUUACAUUUGUUUUCAUUUACUGCUGUAUCCUGUGUGAACUUACAAAUAAAGUGCCUGGAGUAUAUGCAAUAACAAGGACUGUGCAUGUUUUUGCUCUAGAGGACCGUGCUACCUGCAAACAAGGAUCACAAUAUGGUGGAGAAUGCGGGCACAGUAGCACAUUGAGGGUCUGUGGGUGUGCCAGUCAUUUGGUAGUCUGCUUGAGGACUUUUAUUUUUGCAGACCUGUUAAGCAAACAAGUAGCACUGUACCUUUAAGACUGUUACCUGCUUGGUGCUAUAAUGGAGGACCUGCUGAGAGCUGUGGUACAGGCAACGGCUAAACAACAAGGCACAAACAGUUUCCUGGCUGCACAGGUUAAGAACCUGAGGGACGCUCAGCAGGAGCAUAGAGCUGCCCUUACUGAGGUUUUGCAGAUUGCCCCCUGCAGGGAGCGUGGGGACAAGGGACCCCGUAACCAAGCUACUGACAUCCUGCAUAAGAUGACAGAGGCAGUAGAAGAAGUCUUUCGCAAGCUGAAAAGCAUGGAGGCAACAAAGCGUGAUGUUGAGAAACACACAGAAGAGAGAGAACCGGAAUUAAAAGGCAAGAAGGAUAAAAUUGAUCCUGAAAGCAGUGAUAAUGUGGAAGAUGGUGAAAAUGCAGUUGGAUCAUCCAAGGAACAAAAAGCAAAAGAGAAAAAGGUAGUAAUGAGACCAGCAAAUCUAAAGGAAAACCCGGAAUUGUCAAGAGGCAGUGAUGGUGACAGUGAUGACAUGCGCCAAAGUAAAGAGGUCUUUGAAAAAGAGUUGGUGGUAAGCAAAAAACACCCAGAAGGUGUAAGUAAAGUUAGUGAAUACAGCCAGGGAAAGAAAAAUGAAGCAGAAGCCCCUGAUGUACACCCAAGUGAACAAGUCAAAGGCAUGAAAAGCAGACUGACUUGGGGAGUCAGAGAAGACAACAGCAGAGGAGCUGAGCAAAAUGGAGAGAAGCAAAGCACCCCAGUUGAGCUCAAAAAUGCUGUGCACUGUUUAGUAGCAGAGGCUACCCAAAAAUGUCGACCAGCUGUUGAACAGUUUGGCAGAGAAAAGCAAGGCAGAGAAGUAGUGCAAAACGAAGUCAAAACAAGAAAGGCAAAGUAGCCGCUUCUGAUCUAAGCCUAGAGAGAGCGACAGUUACAGAACCAAGCUGUGAUGAUAAGAUGGGCACGUCCGCAGCUAAGCCAGACCAAGGCGAACGUCACAAAGUAGGUGACAUUGGCGUAGCAGAAUUAAAUAUUUCAAAGACAUCUGGUAUUGCUACAAAGACUUUGAAUGAUUUUUUGGGAGCCGUAGAACUUGAUCUGCUGGCAAAGACUACUGCUACACGGCCUGGGCGCACUGACUACCUGGAACAGCUGCCAGACUCUGGGAGCACAAUCAUGGAAUCAAAGGUGGAACUCGGAAUGCCUGACUGGCUGUUUGAUACCGGGGCUGUCAUGACCCAGCCAGAGGCCAUGACUGCGUCUCCGGACAACCCCGAGGGAGCAGGGAGACUGCCAGACAGCCCAGAGGAAAGCUUUUCUGACAGUGAGAGGUGGCCACUCAAGGCAGAGCAUUCGGAGGAUACCCCUGGGGAGGAAGCCAAGCAAAGGAGAGAUGAGCUAAGCCGGGAGUCUGGGCCUCAGGUAGAAGAACAGUGCUGCAUACCAGGCCAGGCUGAGCAUGAUAGGAUGGAGCUGGGAUCAAAGGCUGCAUUCAUGCAGGAGGAGGGUGCUCCAGACAGCCUCCCUGGCCAACCCCCUGAGGAUAUAGAGAUGAGACCUGUAGCAUUACCCGUAGGGAGCAAGGAAGGCUCCCAGGAAUUCACAGAACUGAUGGAGGAUGUUGUGGAGCCCUUCAUGGAGGGACCUGUUCCAGUGGAGGAUGAGCUGGUGACAGAACCAGGUCUUGAAGAGGUUGAGCACCUGGAAAAUUCAGCUCAUGAAGGAAUUGGACGUAGAGCUACACGCCAAGCCUUUGCAAAGUUUGCUUUUGAAAGUUACUCUAACAUUGAGAGAUUAUCAAAUCAGAAGCUGUGGAUGUGGAAGCAGAUGAUUGAGAGGAACUUGGCUGCUAAGGAGCCACAUCGUAUUCAUCCUCAGCCUAGAUCCGCUAGCAACCAGAUAAGCGGGGGAAAUGGAAAGAAAGGACAAAACCUGAUACUGAGCCUGGGACAAUAUAACUAUGCUGGCAGAACGUACCCAAAAGUCCCAUUACGGCUACGAGACCAGACUGAGAAAAACCCCCGAUGCUUCAACUGCCACAUGCAAGGACAUAUUGCAUAUAACUGUCCUGAGACUGAAGAGCCAAUACAAUGUGACAUAGGAAUAAGGGCUCUGCAUAGGAUAGUAUUGCCUUGCUUAAAGAUGUGUAUGGUGACUGGUGGUGGUGUUACAGCACAGCUAAAAGUGGUGAUGGUGGUAGGGAAGAGUGCACAAGCACUAAUUAAUUCAGGGAGUGAGGCUACUUUGAACAAUGUUCUGCUCCAGCCAGAAAAAUGUGAUAUAAGACAAGUGAUUGAUAUUGUGGGUACACAUGGUGACACCCGCACAUACCCCAUGGCAGAGGUAGAGUUUGCCACAGAGGUAGUAAAAGUUAAAUGCCCUGUAGUACAUGUAGCUCAAACACAAGAGCGUAUAAGUAAGGCCAGGUUUCUGAGUACCUUGGACCUGGUCAUAAGGUAUUGGCAGGUUCCCCUGACAGAGACAGCAAAGGGAAGGACAGCGUUUUCUACUCCCAAGGGGUUAUGGCAACAUAAAGUACUGCCAUUCAGGUGGCAUAGUGCACCAGCCCCCUUUCAGCAUAUGAAUAAGAUACUUUGGCCCCACGGAGAGAAUGCCGCUGCCUACCUUGGUGAUGUGGCAAUUCACAGGGUGGACUUGGAAACACACCUGAUGAAGGUCCAGUUAGUUGUGAAUAAUGUAAGGGCUGUCGGUCUGACCGCUAACACUAAGUGUUAUCUAGGAUUUGAGGCAGCUAACUAUUUGUGUUGUCCGCUUGGGUGGGGGUUCCUUAAACUACAAGGGAGCAAGGUAGCAGCCAUCUACAAUAGGCCACAUCCUGUAACUGAGGAGCAAGUCAGGGCUGGUACAGCCCUAGGUUUUAUAAAUGUUCACGGUUUGUGUUUGAAGGCCGCUCGACCCGAUGGGUCUGAGCUGGGGAGGAGGAUAUGUGAUAAAGUUAAGGCAGAUAGACCUUUUAACCCCAGGGGAAGUACGUGUAGUUUGUGUGUUGCACAACCCAACGCUUUGUUUAGUUAUGGGCCCCUGGGGUGGAGCAUUUGGAGAGAAGGGUGGGCCAAUGCUCCACUCCACAGUUUAGUGGUUUUCUGGGGAGACAUAGAUCCAGGCCAGGGUUUUUUUGGACCGUCUCCAACCCACUGCUCAGCUGCAGUUAAUGAGCUAUUGCAGUGGGAAUAAACCCCUCCCGGCUAGGCAGGAAAAGGAGAGGGAUUGCUGGCUUCCUCCCAGGAAGCAGGUAGGAGAGAGAGGCUGUUCUCUCCAGAUAGAGUCAAGGAGACUAGGCACUGGGAGUGCAGAAAGGAAGCAGUCAGGGCAAGGCUGGCUUGGAGCACUGGGAGUGCAGAAAGCAAAGCAGUCAGGGCAAGGCUGGCUUGGAGCACUGGGAGUGCAGAAAGGAAAGCAGUCAGGGCAAGGCUGGCUUGGAGCACUGGGAGUGCAGAAAGGAAAGCAACAGGCUAGCUAGCAGAGUGUUGCUCUCUAAUAAGGUUGGUGCCAUAUUGUUUUGUUUAGUUUAACCCUGAGAGAUAGGGAACCUAAUGUCAGUUAGUGCUCAGACGAGCUAGGUUUUUGUUUAUAGGGUUUUCUGUUACAUUUGUUUUCAUUUACUGCUGUAUCCUGUGUGAACUUACAAAUAAAGUGCCUGGAGUAUAUGCAAUAACAAGGACUGUGCAUGUUUUUGCCCUAGAGGACCGUGCUACCUGCAAACAAGGAUCACACUACCUUAUAGCCAGCUGUUCAGAUGAAAGGAUCCAGCGAUCCUUCCAUGUGAACAUGCUGAAGGAGUAUCAGGAACGACCAGAGGAUGUGGCGGCAGUAUGUGCCCCAGCUACUGACGACUCCGAGAACUUAUCUUUACCUGACCUGUUAGAGAAGGAUCCCCAGACAGACCUUACUAGUCUUGUACAGCUGGGGGACCGGCUAAACCCGGCGGAGAAGGUACAGGCGAGACAGUUACUGUGGGAGAAGCAGGCGACGUUCUCCCAAGAACCCGGUUACACUACCCUAGCUGUACACAAGGUCGAGACACCCGGACAGAACCCCCUACGACAACCCCCAUACCGUAUCCCUGAAGCAGUCCGAGAAGGAAUGCGGACGGAGAUACAGGAGAUGACCAGGCUGGGGGUUAUCGAACACUCAGACAGUCCUUGGGCCUCGCCUGUAGUUCUGGUACCUAAGAAAGAUGGGACCACCCGGUUCUGUGUAGACUACAGGCGGCUCAACGAGCGGACCACCACUGAUGCCUACCCUAUGCCCCGGGUAGACGAGUUAUUAGACCGUAUUGCCAGGGGGCGCUACUUGACCACCAUUGACCUGUGUAAAGGUUAUUGGCAGAUCCCCCUGGCCGAGGAUGCUAUCCCUAAGUCGGCAUUCGUCACCCCAUUUGGCCUGUACCAGUUUAAGGUUAUGCCAUUUGGGAUGAAGAAUGCUCCGGCUACGUUCCAGCGUAUGGUGGAUAGGCUCCUCGAUGGCUUCCAGGACUUUGCAUGUGCAUACCUGGAUGACAUUGCGGUCUACAGUGAGUCCUGGGAAGACCAUUUAGUACACGUGGGGGUGGUGCUGGAUAAGAUUCGGGCCGCAGGCCUGACCUUGAAGCCAGACAAGUGCCAUCUAGGCAUGGCAGAAGUACAGUACUUGGGACACCGAGUAGGAUGUGGAAACCAGAGACCCGAGCCAGCCAAAGUAGAAGCUGUAGCUAACUGGCCCACACCUAUCACCAAGACCCAAGUACUGGCCUUCCUAGGGACGGCAGGGUAUUACUGACGUUUUGUCCCAGACUACAGUACGGUUGCCAAGCCCUUGACUGACCUGACUAAGAAGAAUUUGCCUAAGCAGGUCCUGUGGUCUCCAGCUUGUGAAGCCGCGUUUCAAGCACUUAAGCAGGCUCUUGUGAAUGCCCCUGUCCUGGCUGCCCCAGUCCCUAACAAACGUUUUCUUGUACAUACAGAUGCUUCCAUGUAUGGACUGGGGGCUGUGCUAAGCCAGGUCGGGGAAGAUGGAGGAGAGCACUCUGUCGCAUACUUGAGCAGAAAGUUACUACCUCGGGAAGUGAGUUAUGCGGCAGUGGAGAAAGAGUGUUUAGCCCUGGUCUGGGCACUGAAGAAAUUGAGCCCUUAUUUGUAUGGACAGGAGUUUUCCCUUAUUACGGACCAUAACCCCCUUGUCUGGCUUAACCGGGUCUCAGGAGACAAUGGCAGACUGCUGAGGUGGAGUUUGGCACUACAGCCUUACAACUUCACCAUCAGCUACCGACCCGGUAAGCAGAAUGGGAAUGCGGAUGGGUUGUCCCGGCAAACAGACGUCCCUACUUCUUCCCAGUCCAGUCAUCCCCAAGUUGACCCGCCAAAGGGUCAAGCCGGGUCUGCCGGAGUGUUCCACAAGGGGGGAGCCGUGUGACAGACCCAUCUGUCUGGAUUACAAAUACUUUGUUCGCCUGUUUUGCCGGUUACAUGAAUUUCCCCAUUCGUAUGCUUUAUUCAAGGGAAUGUCGUUUUUUUGUCGAACGGAACUACCGAACGGACGGCCACCCAGAAGAGAAGUGUGCUGCUGGUUAACCUAUUGAUCCCAAUUAGAACGUUGCGGUUAACCACAGACACUUCUCAAUUAAAACCGAAUGCCGGGUGGUCGUCGUUCGUAUGUCGACCACGAGGCGGCGGCCAUUUUGUCCAUGCGAACGACCAGCGGUGUUCGACGAUUAUUUCAUGGAUCUGAAAACGGACACUUUUUCAGCCGAACACCGCUGAAGCCGUCGACCUCCCCUUCUCAAUCGACAAAAGUAUACGAAUGCCAGCCGUUCGGGAGAUUCAACCACACGAAUGGACUUAACCCAGAUAGCCGUCCCAUGGAGUCAAUCGCAUACCGAAGAACUGAAAGAGACUUUGACUCCAUGGCGAUUGAACUGUGCGAAUGGGAUCUGAGCGCUAUUCUCCAAUAAUGUGCACUCAGAUCCAGGCUAUCUGGGGAUAUGCAAUACGAAUGUAAAAUGUUCGGCCGUUAUGUAGUUAUGGAUUUUUAUGUGUUUUUGUGACUUGUGUUUAAAAUGGCGAUUGCCUCUGCUCGGGGAGAUAAUUGAGUUACUUCCCAAUUAUCCCCCGAGCAGAGGGGAGGGAACUGUACUGCAUGCUGGGAUUAUUGUGGGGAUGUAUGUCCAAAAUGUCCCCAUGUCCUUCUGUGAUUCCAGUCUCCCAUUUGGUCCCCUAGGGGAGUGUCCACCAAGUGGGAGACCUGCAUAAAUACCGGGCAGGUAGCCCACAGUAAAUCAGUUCGUGUUUUACCCUCAAAGCGGAGCUUGGUCUCGUUAUUGGGGGGAUUUGGUUACCAGCGACUAAGGACUGCUUAUUUGGAUUAUUUGCCGCUGGGAGAUAUUGACGUUCGGUUACUAUUUGCCGUUCGUGGAUUUACAGCUCGUGAAGGGAAUUAGCCGUACAGGUACCGUUCGGGAGUUUGGAGUGUUCCCUGGUUGGCGGUUCGCAUGGUUUUACUAUACCCGCUACCCGACCACAUUAUUGCGAACGGGGGAUACUCGCUAAACGGCGGUUUGUACAUUUCAUUACUGGAGGUACCGAAACACCCUUCAAUUGCAAUUGAAUUUCACUAAAUUUCCAAGAUUAAACAUUUCAUUUUUUGUAAAGAUUAUAUUGUUAUGUAACCUUUUCAGUGACAGUAACACAACUGAGAACAUCUUCAAGAGCAUAAUUGCAUUUAACAACAAUCCUAUGAAUAUUUGUGAAACUCUGCCAAUGAGCUUCUAUUGCAACUACUACUUACUUCCCAAUUCCAGCAUCCAGAGACACAGUUUGGAGAGGGGCUUAAAGGGCAAACCGAUAAGGUGUCCGGCCCUGUCCAGAUGGGGGGGAGGGGAGGGGAAGGGGGCAAACAAAUUACUGAUCAUAAGCACAAAAACCUUCCUAAAAGCUCCCCUCCCUCUUUGCCUUGCACUUACUUCCUUGUUUGUCUUCUGGGCAAACACUUCUUGUAGAGAAGGCCUCAGAACAAAUCCAAAGUUCUGAACUUUUCAUAAAGAUGGGUGGUUUUAUUCAGAUAUUAUUAUUAUUAUUAUGAUGAUGAUAUUUAUAGAGCGCCAUCAAAUUCUGCAGCGCUUUACAAUGGGUGGACGAACAGACAUGUAGUUGUAACCAGACAAGUUGGACACACAGGAACAGAGGGGUUGAGGGCCCUGCUCAAUGAGCUUACAUGCUAGAGGGAGUGGGGUAAAAUGACACAAAAAGGUGAGGACUAGUGGCAGUUGCAGAAGAGAUAUGCAGGGUUAGUAACUAAAGUGUCAAUUGCCAGGGAUUAAAAGUGGAUUCAAUAGGAAUUUUAAAUAUAAGGUAAAAUAUGUCAAACUGAAAACAGAACAAACUUGGAGUAAUAUUCUAAUAUAGCUAUUUUGGCCUAAAUUUCGUGAUUCCCAGCAAUUCUCCAAUUAGUGAAUAACUAUGUUAGAGCAAAAAAUGGGUCGCAAGAGUAUUCUGAGGACGGACAGCAGCUAAAAUAGCCUGCCCUUCGGUGGGUCCCCGCUCAGAACUCAAGCUGGUUUUAGCUCAUCUUGUGCCAUUACAGAGAGAAUAUAUCUGAAGCAUAUCAGACUGGUCCCACCCAUACGGGCAGUCCAGAACCAAAAUGCCAGCAAGUUCUCUCUGCACGAGAGAUACAGCAACCCCAGACGAUCGUUUCAGCCUCGUUAGGCAUCAUCGGUGAGCCAUAGCGGAUAUCUCUCUAGGCACAGUGAGCAAGGGGUCCACGUCUGGAUUACCCUUUAAACUUAUGGAGAGCAAAAAACGGGUCGCAAGAGUAUUCUGAGAAUGGACAGCAGCUGAAAUAGCCUGCCCUUUGGUGGGUCCCCGCUCAGAACUCAAGCUGGUUUUAGCUAAUCUUGUGCCAUUACAGAGAGAACAUAUCUGAAGCAUAUCAGACUGGUCCCACCCAUACGGGCAGUCCAGAUCCGAAAUGCCAGCAAGUUCUCUCUGCACGAGAGAUACAGCAACCCCAGACGAUCGUUUCAGCCUUGUUAGGCAUAGUCAGUGAGGCAUAGCUGAUAUCUCUCUAGGCACCGUGAGCAAGGGGUCCACGUCUGGAUUACCCUUUAAACUAAUGGAGAGCAAAAAAUGGGUUGCAAGUGUAUUCUGAGGACAGACAGCAGCUAAAAUAGCCUGCCCUUCGGUGGGUCCCCGCUCAGAACUCAAGCUGGUUUUAGCUCAUCUUGUGCCAUUACAGAGAGAACAUAUCUGAAGCAUAUCAGACUGUCCCACCCAUACGGGCAGUCCAGAUCCGAAAUGCCAGCAAGUUCUCUCUGCACGAGAGAUACAGCAACCCCAGACGAUCGUUUCAGCCUUGUUAGGCAUCGUCAGUGAGGCAUAGCUGAUAUCUCUCUAGGCACCGUGAGCAAGGGGUCCACGUCUGGAUUACCCUUUAAACUAAUGGAGAGCAAAAAAUGGGUUGCAAGUGUAUUCUGAGGACAGACAGCAGCUAAAAUAGCCUGCCCUUCGGUGGGUCCCCGCUCAGAACUCAAGCUGGUUUUAGCUCAUCUUAUGCCAUUACAGAGAGAACAUAUCUGAAGCAUAUCAGACUGGUCCCACCCAUACGGGCAGUCCAGAUCCGAAAUGCCAGCAAGUUCUCUCUGCACGAGAGAUACGGCAACCCCAGACGAUCGUUUCAGCCUUGUUAGGCAUCGUCAGUGAGGCAUAGCUGAUAUCUCUCUAGGCACCGUGAGCAAGGGGUCCACGUCUGGAUUACCCUUUAAACUAACUACUAUGUUAGUAAUUCAAAUAAAAAUCAUAAUUUAGGGCAGUAUUGGUUCAACUUCUAAUAGUGGCUUCCUGUAUGAAACUGUAAUGGAUUGAAAUUCUUACAUUUCAAACUGGAAAAGAGGGAACAUUUUGUUUUAGGGGUGGGAUUGAGGGUGUGGCCAGGGGCAGGGCUAUUCUGAGACAUUUUGGGUGACUUAGUAAUAAUCUAAGCAACUAAAAUGUAAUUUAAAACAAUGUAUCAUUUUUACACAAACUGAUUACUAAAUACAUUUAUUUUAGUUUAAAGACACAUGACAGAUGUAGCCUUAAGCACUGAGCUAUUUUAUCAUCUAAAAAAUAUUACUGGCACAGAUAUAGUGGGUAGAAAAUGCCACAGACAUUUUUUAAACAAUAGUCAUUGUCAUAACAAUAAAUAAUAACAGAAUCAAACAUUAAUAUACAACCAUAUAACAUAGACAAUGACAAUUAUAACAGACAUUUCAAACACAAGCUUGCUCUCAGGGACACCCCAGUGAAACCAUCACACCAUUAAUAGGGCAUAUCCCCAUGCCCUACCACCAACCUUGGGUUAUGAGCUAACCUCCCAGCUCUAACCAUUACCCCAGCCUUAAAAGGCAAACACCAUAAAGUUUUGAGCAUCAAGCACCCCCAGGAGAAAGCUACCGCCAUGGCUGUGACAAAUGAUUCCAUAGCUCUUGACACCAACCUAGACCUGGAUCAUUCACCUGAAAAAAAAAAGAAAAAACAGCAGCAAAUAGCAAAAACUUGAAAAAACAACCAAGGGCUUACAAUAAGGGAGGGAGGGUGAGACAAACUUCUUGCUGCUCCAAAAUUAAUUCCUUGCAGUUAUUCUAAGUCCCACCCCAGUAUAUAUGCUUUAAUUGCAUAGCUCUGCACCCCUUACAAACCCAUCAAUCCUGGCUGCAAGGUGCCUCCCUCCUGUCACGGCUCUACACCUCUAGGGAUUCUGUAUGCUGCAUGACAGAUUUAGCCUCGACCACUGGACUGUCUUACCAUCUAAAAAAUAUUACUGGCACAGACAUAGUGGGUAGAAAAGGCCACAGCCAUUUUUUUUAAAAACCAUAGUCAUUGUCAUAACAAUAAAUCAUGGAAUACAAUCAAGCAUGAAUAUUCAACCAUAUAACAUAGACAAUGACAAUUAUAACAGACAUUUUAAAACACAGGCUUGCUACCAAGGACACCCCAAUUAAAACCAUAACACCAUUGAUAAGGCAUAUCCAAACCACCAACCUCUGGUUAUGAGCUAACCUCCCAGGCCUAACUGUAAUCCCAACCAUAAUAGGCAAACACCAUGAGAUUUUGAGCAUCAAGCACCACCAGGAGCAAGCUACUGCCAAUGACCACCUAAUAAGUCCUUAUUAAUGGUGGUUCCCCACACCCAACAAGAAAAUGGAAUUCUCUAACCCAUCAUGUAGCCCUUAAGAAAAAAAUAGAUCUAAUCCCAAAGCAGACGUGUGAACCCUAGCCUUACAGAACAAGCUGGUCCAAUCCUUUUCCAGCAGACUAUGCCACACCACCACCACCUCUUGCUGUUUUCUGACAAAGAUGGACAUAAGUUUGCUCACCUUACCCCUGCUGCAUUCCAUAGCCUGUGAGUCCCUAGCAUACCUCCAAAUAAUUUCUAACCACACAAAUUGAAUACCCGGAAUCAAAUCUUGAAUGCGGACUAAAUCCUUCUGCAUAGCUCUUACUAACUCUUUCUGUGUUGUUAUACCCAUAUCAUUCCUAUAAUGAACAAUCAGUAUGUUUAGCUAGACACAAAGGCAAAGGAAACGUAGCAAUGUAGCAAGCUCCUCUUCCUAUCUCAUUCCUUUAUCCCCACACCACUUUACCUAAACAAAAUUCCUUGUAAAACCCAGCUGCAGCCAAUUCAACCUAACGGCAGCUCUCUACUUGGACCAGUAUACAAUGGAGUGACUGAUUAUCCAUACCACAUAUUUUGGAUCUGCAAGAUAAAAAGAAAAUACGGAAAAUCCCUUUAACCCGAGCCAGGCCGCAUCAGUAGUGGCUGUCAUGAACGCAGUCUACUUCAAGAGUAUGCGUGACAUAGUUAAGGUGGUGAAAGGGUUAUUCAGUAUUUGUCUGCACUAGACCGGAAAUAAUGAUAAAUACCCUCUUAACACCACCCACACUUAAGCAUAAUAAUAUAAAUAUUACUGUUUUAACGCUGCAGCCACCAAGACAAUUUAUAAAUGGGGUGCCUUGGUCCCCCAGGUAAACUUAAUAAUAAAAGCCCACCAAAUGUAACUUAGCACAAUAUCUAUGUAAUUGCAAAAUACUAAUUAGUCUCUUCAGGUAACGUGAUUCUUUACCAGUCAAAGGCAGAACUUAAUAUAGGAAUAUUUAUUAUGAGCAAUCGUCACAGCACAUGCAAAAAUAUAGAUGACAAAUCAAAUUAUUUACACCAACAAAAGAUAAAACCAAAAGGGAUAAUAUAACAGAACUCCUAAUCACUUACUCAGCUUUUCAAAGUAAAACUUGUACCCCAGGGGGUCUCUGCUAAGAAAGAUGGUGACUUACUUAGAAUUAGAUUCUGGCCCCUCAAGCAAGUACAAAUUCACCCCUCAGUAUCAUUGGCUAUAUACCCUGUGGAUAACCACGCCUGGCCUAGAGGUGAAGUUAAGACAAUAGAGACAAUAUGUGACCACCUCCUUGUGGUCCAGACCAACAUCAAUCCAAAUGGAAGAAUUUGGUUCCAUCUUCUCUUAUGCACUUGCCACAGAAAUAAUAACUGCAUCUAGGAAUUGGUUACAAUUUCUCCAUUCCAUAGAUAUGUCACACUUACUUGUAUACAAUAUAAGUCCCGAUCUCUUCCCAUAUGGUUAAGUUAAACCAAUCAUGUUUUGGCUUGUUUAGAAGAUGGUGCUUGUCCCAUUCUAAAUAUAAUAAAAAUGAGGCUUAAUUAUUAUUCUGUGGACACAUAUUAAUGUUCCUUUUGGGUAUGAUACUUGAUAAUUAUCAAUGAUCAAGAAAUUACCUCAUAAAUUAAAAGGUACAGGCCAUAUGGCUGAAGCCAGCUAGUUUACAAUGGCACAAGAUAUUCAGGCUUUUCAAGUGUAGAAUCUCACACCUUGCAGAGCCUUUGAUUGAUCAAAGGAUCCAUCCAUAUGGUAAACCAUCUGACCCCUUUUCACAUUCCUAUGCAAUUUACAUUACCCUUUCGGUCAUCUGACCUCUGUGGGGAUCCCAGCUUUAAAGAGGAAUUAAGGCUAUAAACCUUCUGACCUCCCGUACAAUCAAAUUAACCCCUUUUGACAUUGACAAUACCACGUUUACCAGGCAGGCAGGUCAUCUAUGCACUACACAAUUUACAUUAAAUGACAAUAUUCCAUAGAACAAUAAUGAAUUAUGCAUCCUUGCCAUGACAGCGGGCACCAGUGCGAAAGGGAUAGCUGCCAAAUGCCAUCUCCGGCAAACCUAAAACAGCUAAACCCCAUGAAAAAUGCUUAAAAACUGAUAAUAGGAAAGCACAGAUUGGUCCAAAUGGAUAAGCAAUGGGACACCCGCCAUCGGCCACAUUUCCAAAUAUCCAACAAGCACUUAAUUGGACAGAUAUCCUCCCCAUAUUUUCCCCAGACAACAGUUUUGGAAGAACCCAACCAAAUAAUUACCCUGUCCAAUUCGCAAACGUUGCAAAAAUGCAACCCCCCCAACUUGGCUAGGAUAACCAGUUCUGAGAUGUGAAAGGAUCAGAAAAAAGCGAGCACAAAUGCCGUUUUAAAUAAAACCCGCUUAUAAGGAGGUAAGAACUGCAAAAUGACCCCUCAAUGUACCCACCUCCAAUGGAUGCUGCGUAUGUGGCAACACUUUCCCCCAUUUCAAUUCCUCUAAUGCCUGACGCACAAUAAAAUGUUUCAUAACUGCUUUGAGAUGGUGAAGCCCCACCCAGGGCCACAUGGGUAAUAAACCAUGAUAACACAUCCAAUCUGUGACUAUCAUCCUCAUUCUUACCUGCCCAUGCCAUUAUGCUAUCCCACUUGUCCAAAACUUUACAAUAUGCCGACCAGGUAGAAAGCGCCACCGAUGACCUUCCCAAUACCACAAACAAUUUCUGCCGAGUUUACCCAUCACCUCCGGAACCCUGGAGCCUUCCAACUCUGCUUCCGGUGCCUCCCAUCAAAAUCUCUCCCAUUGCAAAUGAGAAAGAGAGUCUGCUAUGAUGUUUUGAUGCCCUGGAACGUAGCUAGCCUAAAACAAGAUAUACAGCUCCAUACACAACAAAACGAAGUAGCGAAACAAACAAACCACCAGAGCCAAAAAAAAAAGAAAAUCACACACCUAUCCCUUAUGGCCCAUACCCAAAGGGAUAAUGCUACCACCAGUAAAAACAACUCCAGGAAAUCCACAUUUCUAAUAAGUGGACUAGCAUGCCACUCAUCUGACCACCAAGCUGCACACCAUUUACCAUGUAGGUAAUAUCCAAAACCUACACUGCCCAAAGCAUCAGUAAACACUUCAAGCUUGUCUGCUCCUAAAAUUGACUGUUGGAAUACACCUCCCACCAUUCCACCCGUCUCUUUGGCAAGCUCACUUGCAUUGCUGGACAUGCUGCUGAAGCCCCUGGGACCAAUCUGCUGCUGUGCCCAAGCUGUGCCAUGCUCCUGAGUCGCUUCAUGAAUGCUUGUUAAAAGUCUCUCCAAAUCUUCAACCAUGUUGAAGGUAACUCUCCACAAUUGUAAUGCAAACAGUGCAUUGCAAAAAUUACCACCAACACAAAUUCAGAUCGCUCUCACAAACGUCUUGCUGCUUCAAAAUGUAUUUCUGGCAGCUAUUCCCAGCCCGAUCCAAAGACGCAUUAUGCACUCGACAGUCCUGUUUUGCAAUGCCUUAAUUCACUGAAGAUCUAGAUGAGAAGGAUAAUUGGUGAAUGAGCCGAAAGAGCCUGAUUCCUUCUUAGGAACCAAACCCAGAGGUGACACCCGCAAGUUGUCGAAAUAGCGAGGAAGAAAAUGGACCCGCCGUGCAUUCCAACCCAAUCUCCUUUUGAAGUUUCUAUCACAAGAUAUCCUCAUUACCCAAAACCGAUAAUAACUUAGGUGCAAGCAACGCCUCCUGCAACGCAAACAAUUGAAUAACGAUCCGAUCCUGGAGCUUGGAGUACCACACAAGCCAUGGGAGGAAUCUUUCCACCUUCACUGGGGUCCUCACACCAAGAAACGUUCUUGGAUAAGGCUCUCAGGAUGGGCUUAUCCCACUUGAUACAACACACUGCAGUGGGUUAAAUCGACAGCUGCUAUACCACCUUCAGUGGCUCUCAUUAAAGAGCCAUCAGAUGCCCUUCUUGUGACCUACUGACACUCCUGCAGGAGUGGCGACAGAAAGGUGGACUGGUGACACCAGCAGCAACCAAAAGUUGCCAUCCUGCACUCCAAAAUUUCAAUUGAAGUCAGACCAACAUUUUCUGGCAGAACUGCUGGUCAUACCGGAAGCAUCACUGGCCUCCACACACCUUAGAACGCAUUAAAAUGCAAACGUUUAAAAACCUUGCAACCUAUUCCCAAACGUUUGAGGCAAUUACUUACCCUUUUUGUGAGAUGAAAUGAUAUAGAUGAUUUUAAUGGUAAUUUAAGAAAAAGGUAUAAUUUUUUUUAUUUUAUUUUUGCAAUUGGGUUUGGGACCAACUGCCAAUUAACAUAGAGGGUGGGACAACAGUCUUAACCUAUUACCCCAUGAUUACUUGUGGAAUGUGGUGUUCUAUAAUAUACUGGCUUAGAAUGAGGGUAUAAGGUAAGAUGCCACAUAAUAUUAACAUCAGCCCGGGUACGGGGAUCAAUGACCAAGUUGGAAAAAUUGUAGGAACCAUGGAAUAAUAGCAACAUAGCAGCCACAUAAGAAUACGACAGAAAUUUUAGGACAGAUAAGACCGGCCUCCGCAUCCUUGGACCCUCACUCAGGGAUCAAACACAGAUUGCCUCAGCAUAGCACUUCGGUGAGCGGCGGCAUAAACUAGAGACCGGGUGACAUCAAUAAAACCCCUUACGCCGCACCCAACUGACCUGAGGUCCUUUUCUUUUAAAAAAUUAUUUUUAUUACCCCAUUACUUCCUUCUUCUUGUCCUGCACUAUUUUUCUAUUCUACUUUCUACUCACCCCGGGAGUUAAAUAUCCGGGAAUGUACACUAAUGAAUGACUACAGGUGGAAAUGUAAGCGUUACUUAACCUCAAGAAUGACCUGGUUAUUAGACUCAUGGUAUUGUUUAACAUCUAAAAACGUGAUAUGUCUUGGUAAUUUGACCAGCUGUAAUGUAACUGAGCAAUAAGAAGAAACCAAUAUGACACGUGGUUAUUGACAAUUAUUAAGAAAUGUACACCCGUUGCAAUGUAUACUGUAUGUUAAGUGUACAACAUGACUAUCACACAUAAAUAAAGUAUUUAAAAAAUAAUAAUAAUAACAUCAAUUUGGUAUUGUUUAUGCUUUUUCUGUUAAUGGAAAAGUAAAUGUAGACUAAACUGCCGGGGGUGUCUCUUCAAACUUAAGUAUAAACUACCUGUACUAAUGUAAUUAUCAAGACAUAUAUUGACCAGAGGUAACUUAUUUUAUAUAUUAUAUUUCAAUAGAAUACACAUGGCUGCAUAUUCAGUAUUAAUCCUGCUAUUUUGGGCCCAUGCUAUACAUGGAAUGAAAACCAGUAAGCCAAAUGUUUUAUUGUUCGUGGCAGAUGACCUUGGAAUUGGUGACAUUGGCUGUUUUGGAAAUAGCACAAUAAGGUAAUGAUUGUGUGGUUUAAAUGUAUAACUCGAUAUUUGACAUUGUUACAAGUAUGCUAAAGCAAGGUGUGUUGUGAGAGGAGCCCCUACAUGUCCUAUUAAUUUAGGCAGCCUUUGGCAAUCAGUGAUUACAUCUCCCAUAAUGUUUUUUAGAGGGGAGAAGUGGUGAACAACUGGAGUGCCGAAGGUUACUUCCUGAUUUAGGCCAUGGUUAACGCUGAAUGGGGGGACAGCACCAGUGUAUUCCAGGCACUGUGAACCAUUAUGAGAAGAAAUGAUUGUUGUGCUUACAGGGUUCCUUUAAACAGGAGUGGAGAGUUGAUGUAUUUUUCUUGCACUAAAAGCGGCAAUGUUUUUGUCUUUGAUCUGUUUUUAAUCUUGUUCAGAAAGAAAAUAGUACCUUAAUAUAAAUGUUUAACAGGGCAUGAAAAUUCUGUGAAAAAAAGUUUGAGGGACUUUAAUAUAUUUCUCGGUAUCCAUUAUCAGAACAGAGAUCAGGUGCAAACUGUUCCUACUCAAACUUUGUCACCAUUACUUCCCUGAAUUAGGUCUCUGGUAGUGUAGUUACAUUGCUAAACUUAAAGUGAACCUGUCAUGUAAUGUACAGGUUUGCAGUUUGCUAACCAUCUGGCUUGACUUAUGUUCUACAAUUAAGUAUUAAUUCCCUUAAUACUGUUUAAAGCUUUUAUUUGUAUUUAUUUUCAUUACCCCUGUCUCCUGUUGAGAACAACCAUCUUGUUUUAAUGGGUAUUACACUUGCUGUAAGACUCAUGUCUACUCAUGCCUCCCAACCAUCCUGAUUUUGGCAGAUAGUCAUGAUUGUCAGGUACUGUCUGCCAUCCCGAGUUUGAACCCUAUUGUGGACACCAGGGAGCAGUCCUCAAAAAGUGUUGUACAAACAACAGUAGACGCGCUCUCGCUUCACUCAGGCCUCAAUAGGACAGCCUGUGUGAUUGGCAAGCCAAGUAUGCAUACAAACCAGACUGGCCUUUCAGUAAUUCAGACGGACAUACUCCUUUCAGGGCACGUCUGUCUGGCCUGACCCUUUAACCCCUCUUGGGGUGCCACCGUGCCAGUGUUGGUGGGUGAGGGUAUGCCUCAUGCAUACCCCUGUUUAGGUUGCACAGACACACAGACCUGCAUCCCACAAAAGGUUAAAAGUCCCCCAUACUUCAUUCUGGCUUAUGGUUUGUAAAUAAAAUGUAUUGCUUUCUCUCUCCAUUUACAAAGUGCCUUUCCACAACAGUGCAGGAACUGAAAGCAAGCAGGAGACUCACCCAAAGGAGGGUUUCCCUGAUAACAGCUGUAGUGGUUAUGUUGUUAUUAGUGUUCCUUUAAAGAGACUCUAUAAGGCUACCAAAACAACUUUUUCUUAAAGAGACACUAUAGGCACCCAGACCACUUCAGCUGGUUGAAGUGGUCUGGGUGCAUAUUCUCAGGUCCCUUAACCCUGCAAUAGUAAUUAUUGCAAUUAUUGAGAAAGCGCAAUAAUUACUAUCCAGGGUUUACUCAACCUCUAGUAGCUGUUUACCAGACAGCCACUAGAGGGCUUUCCGGAUUGUUAAGCGACUUUUGGUCGCCUUACCGACGCUAGACGUUCUCACACUAUGCAUGAGAUUGUCCAGCGUCACCUGAAACCCUAUAGGAAAGCAUUGUAUAAUUAGGAACAGAAUGUCAGUUGGGGGGACUCUUCCCCCUGAAGAGCCGCCCUAUUGGCGAAAUGCGCGUCGGGGCUCCACUUACCACUUGUGGUCAAUCUGCAGAGGCCUAACUGACAUUCUGUUACAUCCUGCCGUGUAAUCAGCACGUCUAGCAGACCUCCUGUUACUGUAUCCUUCAGAUGCAGUCUGACCCGAGUGUACUGAUCUCUACAAUACUGCUCUAUUAGUGACAGCUAGAUUGCAAUUACUUUUGGCUAUUACAGGUGCCCUUGAACACACAGAUCUGCUAACAUAACGAGCAGUAUUAUUUAUGACCUAUUCCUCUACCUCAUGCACUCGCAUACUGCUUAACCAGCGACAGCUAGAUUAUGUUUACCUUUGAUAAACACAGGUACAUUAGCCAAUAUAGAGAGCGCUAUUACUAUUCCCCUUACCUCAUGCACUUUGGUAUGAUGAUAGUGAUCAGGGCUUCCGAUUAGAGAUAGCUAGUACUAGUCCCACAGACUCUAGUAUAGGUGCCCAUGAAGGCACAGAUUAGACAUAAAGUUUGACAGUUUAUCAUUCCUAUCACCAUUACCUUUGCUAAUGACAUCCUGGAAGCUGAUAUACCGAGACUGAGCAUGGUUUAGCCGAGGGUUCCCCCUGGCACAGCAUUGCAACUAGGAUAUUAUGUUGUAUCUUAUCGGUAUUAGUGACAUGGUAUACUUUAUCCCUCCCAGGACACGUAUUAACCAUAGUGUUGCCACUCAGCUCUGGUUGCUACUAGCAUAUGUAUAUAUAUAUUUUCCUUUGCUUUUCUAGCACUGUAUAUAUUGUUAAUAGAUCACUUAGUAUCAUUGUGUUCAAUUAUUAUAUUAUUUCCUGUGUGGUUAUAUUCUCCUGCCACCUUGUGGUUAUAUUAUAACCCUUUUAUUAAUUGCUAUAUUAAAAACUACGUUUUAUUAUCUUACGACUUCUGUUUGGGCUAAAGACUUGUUUCUCCCCUCCAAUGUUUAUUCACUACUUGGGUUCAUGCCCUUCCCCCCUUAGCCCAGAUAUCCUUUUAUUAUUCUCCCACCCCUUUUUCCAUGUUUUGUUAGAGUUAACUGUUUGUUUUGUUUGCCUAAAUGGGAUUGUGUAAGCCAGUAUGUAAUGUAUUUUUAUUUUUUAGGACACCUAACAUUGACAGAUUAGCAUCUGAAGGGGUGAAGCUAACGCACCAUUUAUCAGCAGCUGCACUGUGUACCCCAAGUAGAGCAGCUUUUAUGACUGGGAGAUAUCCAGUUCGAUCAGGUACAAUUUCUAAUGCUCAAGAAUAUCCCUAUAUAUUUUUAGUUUUUUUACAGCCUGGAAUAUGCAAAUUAGAGAAAAUUAUAAUGUGUGACAUAUUAGUCAAUUGCUAAAUUAACUGUAGUGAACUUUGUCAUAGUGUUUGUGCUAUGUACUAAAAUUUGACACAGCGAGCACCGAAACAAUGUUUAUAUAAUUCUCUAUUUUGAACACAGAGGCUUGUUUUGGUUAAUGGCUUACAAAGGUUAUGUAACAGUCUUGGAUUUUUGCAAAUGUUACAGGUCAAAGUGCAUCGGUCCUGCAAAAAUAAUAUAGCAUAAGAGAAUAUAUGGUUACUGGCUUGCGUUACUUGGGGAGCACAAAUCAAUAGAGUUAUGGUGGGAAAAAAAAGUGAUUGAAAAUCCCUUAUAACUCACCUCAUGCUGAUGAGUUGCAUUGACAGCGAAACGGCUGACCAUGUGUGUUUAUCUGGCUUUGAACCUCUUCGUGAGUGUUUAAAUGUGUUGUAUACAGCAAACAUACACUCCAAGGAAUCUAUGCACAAAGUGGAAUAAUGGGGCAAAAAGGUUAUUUUUUAUUAAACUUCUUUGCAUAUGCCCACCCAGAAACCCUUGCAGUAGUAACAGCACUGCAAAUGUGAGAUUUCUGAUGGCUUGAUUGGUGUAUGCAGAUCUAUACUCACACUCCCACUGAUGUUCCCUUUUUUUAUUGAAUUUUCAGCCUCUACAACUAUUAUUAUUUCUAUUAUAAAGCGCCAACAAGUUCCGUAGCGCUGUACAAUGUGUGGACUAACAGACCCGUAUUUGUAACCAGACAAGUUUGACUCACAGGAACAGAGAGAUUGAGGGCCCUGCUCAAUGAGCUUACAGAGGGAGUCGGGUAUAGUGACACAAAAAGGUAAAGGUAGAAAAGGAGUGGCUAGGAUAGGAUUCAUUGAGGGCUUAGUGUUUUGUUUUGUAGACAGUUUCAGGAGAGGAAUCAAGGUGCGGGGAGGGAAAGCUGUUCACAGUUUAAUUGAUAUGCUUUCCUAAAGAAGUACAUUUUCGUCUGAGAAAAGACAGUCAUUGCGAAAUAUAUGCUUAUUGUUAACGGCAUCCACUACUUUAGCAACACAGAUACAAGCUAUUUCCUUUUGAUGAACUAAUUAAAGGGACACUUUAAGCACCUAUACAAUCAUAAUUCAAUUAAGCAGUUUUCGUUGUUUUGAUCAUGCCCCUGCAGUCUCACUAUUCAUUUCUCUGCCAUUUGGGAGUUAAACCACUUUUGUGUCUAUUUACGCAGGCCUAACAACACCUCCCUUAGCUGUGAUUCACAUAGCCUAUAUGAAAAACAUAGUUUCGUUUGCCAUCAGAUCUUUCAGCACAGUGUUUUUACUUUAGACGUUCUUGACACCUGAUUACAAAUGGAUCCCGAACGCUAUGAUGUUCUCCUACCUAUAUAGAUUGACCCCCCAGGUAAGAUUUAAUUACCUUACACCUCAUGCCAUUCUGGUCUCCGUGCUGAAGCUUUGCCUUCUCAGCUGAGAUAAUCAAGAGUGAUGAUCUCCGCCAAUCCAAUAUUUGUUCAAAACCAGUUACUUAGAAUUACCUAAUAAAUGGAUUACUAUGUUGACCCUUCCUCUGCUCUAGUUCACACCAUGCACAGAAUGUGUCUUACUUGUUUCACCAUUUCACCAUAGUCAUUGAGGUGGGCUCAUUUAAGGUUUUUAAUUUUGUGAACGUGGUGUGUACUAUAUGGUAUUGCAUAAUGAGAAAUUGUGCUAAUGUGUAUUGCACGUGUACUGGUAGUUGAUUACUUUGCAUAUUCAGUACUAAGAUAUAAUCUGGAAGAUGGCAUUAAAGGGGUACUAACCCUUUCUGUGCUGGUCUCUGAUUUUGUAUAAUCCCCUUUUUAUUUACUUAUUUUUGUUUUUAUGGUUUUUCCCCUUUGUAUUGUGUUUAUAUUUGUUCAACGUUUAUAUUGAAUGUUUGACACUGAAUCACAAUUGACAUUUCAAGAACAUGUGUAAGAGGUAUUUCAAUGAAUUAGACUGAAAUAAAAAGUUUUAAAUUUAGAGUCACAUGAACUAAUUUGCCCUUUUUAAAUUUAGGAAUGACGGGUCACGGUGGCUAUGCAGUGCUAUUAUUUAGUGCUGCAGCUGGAGGACUCCCACCAAAUGAAACCACGUUUCCUAAAAUUGUGAGGGAGCAAGGUUAUACCACAGGACUCAUUGGUGAGUUUGUUUGCUUUUUUCAGUAUUUUUUAAUCGUUAUAAACUUAACAUGGUAUUUAUUUAUUUAUGUAUUUAGCAUUGCUUUAUUUUCCUGAUAAUAAAUAUUUAUUGCUUCUUUGACUAAUUAUUGCAAAGAAAAAUAAACAGCUUUCCAUUAUAUUGGACUAUAUCAGCAUCCUAUCACUAGCAUUGCCAAGUUCAUUGUUUUGUUUUCGGACUGGCUAAUAUUAAUUCUGUGCAUAUUUGGAGUCUGUUACCAGCAUGCUAUAUGUGCCAAUGACAGACAACCACUGGUGGGAAGCCCCCUGCAUGGUACUCAAGUCCUUCUCUCAGACAAUCCUGUAUAAAGUCCAAGGCACUGGAUCAAAAAUACGUUUUUGCUUUAUUCAGACAUUGCUUCCCCCUGGCUCUGCAGUCAAGAUUAAGUAGCAACAUAAUGGAAAGAAGAAGAAAGAGUAGAAGAUAAAUAUGGGGAGGGUAAAAAAAAUAAAUAAAUAUUUUUAAAACCCUCUUCCACCAAACCACUCUCUAUACCCAUAUCAAAUCCUCUCUAUUUUGCCCCCCUACCCUCAUAUCCCUGCCAAAAUCCAUCAAUUAAAUUUAAGAUUACUUUGUUCAUUUGCCAAAUCAAAAGGAGGCUAAUCAACUCUAUUGUGAACACGAGAAAAUAUAUCUUUAUUAAUUUAUAAAUAUUUGCUAUUUGGCCAUUCUUUCAUCCAUGCAACUAUCAGUUUUUAAAAAACAAGACAGAAUCUGUGUUAAUUUAAAUUAAUUUAAAGCAGGGUAGCCAAAAGGGAGAUUCCUAUAUGUUGUAGAACUACAAUUCGCAAGAUGAUUUGAAAGCCUAUAGAAUGACAAAGUGUCACGGAAGCGGUAGUUUUAAAACCUCUGGUGAUCUACCUUUUGUGCAUCCCUGAUUUAAAGUAAAGUUGACUGAUGGUCCAAGCUAGCUUCAAUCUAAAAAUGUAAUUCACAAAUGUCACACUGUUAUUGAAAAGUAACCUUGUUUUCUGUUUGUAUUAUUUUAACAGGAAAAUGGCACCUUGGUAUUAACUGUGAAUCCAGGAAUGACUUUUGUCAUCACCCUUUAAACCAUGGCUUUGACUAUUACUAUGGAUUACCUCUGACCUUAGUGAAUGAUUGCCAAGAAUCUAAACCAACUGAAAUACAAAUGUCGUUUAAAAAAGAUCUGUGGUUUUAUGCACAGUUAUUUUAUGUUGCACUGGCCACUAUAGUAGCUUGUAGGCUUUUGAAUAUACUUCCAGUUCCCUGGAUAAUCAUAAUAUUAUUUGCCAUUUGCGGAAAUGCCUUUUUUAUGUAUUGGUUCACAGCUCAUUAUUUCUAUCAACGAUGGAACUGCAUAAUAAUGAGGAACUAUGAAGUUAUUGAACAACCAAUGAACCUGGAAAAAAAUGCUUUUAGUGUAGUAAAAGAGGCAAAGGCAUUCAUUCGAAGGUAAGACGAGAUCUUUACGUCCAUGUAUUCACUAAACUAUGAGUUGUCUGAAAUUAACCAAGGAGUGUCCACCAACAUAACCAUAAAAUCCAACAUUAUCAACAUUAUGUAUAGCUUCAUGACAGGUUCUCUCUCCGAUUCCAUCUGUUCAGAACCAAGGCUUGUUUGGCCUUGAACUAUAUGGUUCAUCAUAAUUAAACACUUUCUUAUUAAGUGCUUUCAUACAUACUAUACAUUGUUUUUUUUAAGUACAGAUAGUAUUUUCUUGUGAUACUCCAUAUGUAUACUUAUUACAAGAAUAAUUACGAAAAUAUAAAAAUAUUACACAAAUAGACAAAAUUAAAAAACAAACCAUAUUUUUUUUCGCAACUCGUGGUAACUUAAGAAAAAUAACUCAAAGUAGAAUCACUUAUUAGUCCUAAGUGUUAAAAGGCCCAAUGUGUCUGGGAUUUCAAACUUUUGCCAAAUCGGUCGUGCUAAAAACAUAACUUUAAUAGCAGUCACAAAACUCAUAAACUUGCCCCUUAUUUUUUCCUGGACAGAGGUGCCUUGUAGUGUACCAGAAGGAGCAUCGGGUUGAUUUAUUUUAACUUUGAUUUUAAGCACUCACUAUGAGUAGAACAUAUUGUCACUGUAUUUUGUGUCUUCGGGCUUUAAGCUAAGGCGCUAUGUGUAAGCCCACCAUUUUGGUAUGCUGAACUACAUCCACAGACCCCCUUACCUAUUUGGUUAGUGUAGAUUUAGGAUAUCUUCCCUCCUCUUCACAAGAUAAUAGUUACUUUAUGUGAAUUUUCCUGGGAUUUGGGCUAUAUACUUGCAUAUACUUUUCACAAGACAUGCAUGGUGUGGGAAAUGAGGGGGUGCAAUCCCUCUCAUUUUUUAAACAUUUUUUUUUUUGUUACUUAAGCAGUCGGUAGAAUAUUUGAUUUCACACUUCUUAAAGGAACAUUAUAGUAUUGGGAAAAUGAAUGUGUUUAUUUUAAAGACUGCAAUAAAAACAUUGCUAAUAUGCAGAAUUAAAUAUUUGAAUAUGACAUCAACACCACAUUAUUAAACCGCAAACUUGGCUAGAAAAUUCAUUGCAAUUAGUCCCAAGUUGAACCUUUGAUAGCGGAACUUAUUUUUCUGAUCUCAAAUACAGGAGAUAUCAAUAUAUAUUCUAUGUACGUUUUGUGUAUUUAUUUUUCCUACAUUUUAACACAAUUCGAGAAAAUCAUAUCUUAAGAAUUUCAUUAUUUUUUUAGGAACCGAGAUGGGCCUUUUCUUCUCGUUGUCUCUUUUCUUCAUGUACACACUCCUUUAUUUACCACUAAAGAAUUCAGAGGAAAGAGCAAGCAUAAAUUAUAUGGAGACAAUAUUGAAGAGAUGGAUUGGAUGCUUGGUAAGCCCACACUUACAAAAAAUAGAUGUUUACAUAUUAAAAUACUACAAUAAAGAUGAAUAAAUGUGAUAUGCAUUAAACCAUUGAAAACCAAGCGAACCCGGCAGAUGUUUUUUUUAUUGUAAGUGGAAAAUAUAAAAAGUAUGUUUUAUAUACUAACAUAUGAUAUCUUAAUAAAUUAUAUAAAUCUUUUAUGUGUUCACAUGAACAAAGUAUUUGAGAGAUAUAGCUAAGAUAGGUUUAUUCUCUUACUUUCUUUCAUGAGUUAAUUGCUGAAUUUGUAUUGUUUUGAACUAGUCAGAGGAAGAAUCCUGUAUGUCUUGUGCUUACAUGUACAAAAAAAAACAUCUUCUUGUUUGUUAUAAAAUGCAGACGUCCAACAGAAAAACCAGUGAAAAUAUACAAGUUCCAUACAUUUCAAAUUGUAGAUUUUGAAAUAGUUACCUUCUAUUCAAGCAUUAGGGUCUCUUUAAAGCAGCACGUUCAGUUAUGAGUUUUUCCUAGAAUCUAGAAAAAUAAUGCUUAUAAAGAAUAAAAUACUGUUUUGGAAUUUUAUUGAAAUAUAUUAUAUGACAAAGUAGGGAUUACUUACUAAUUUAUGGCAAUGGGCAGAGAUUCUGCAACCACAUCUUGCCAUUUCCAGUUUGUCAUUGCAAGUGACUACUGACGUGAACAGACAAAGUGCCUAUUACUGCACAAAUGCCAUCGAUGGAAUAUUUCAUUGUCUCUUUGGAUCUUUUAAAAUCUUAUAUCCUCAUAGAUGAAACUGACAGAAGAUAGAUUAUCAGGGCCUGAGUAGGUAUAUCUUCCUUUAAAACAGAGAAGUAGGUGUAGCAUCUGGAAUGUUCUUAAGUAUUUAUGUAAUGACAAAAAAAAUAUAUAAGAACUGAUAGUGUAUUAUGUUUUUUGUGAUGGUAAGUAAUAACAGGAAAUUAGAUGUACAAUUACACUUUUUAGGAGCUGUAAUCCAGCUCCAACAUAAUCCCCUCCUGAGGAUAUAGUGUAGUUCUUGCUUUGUAGGUGGUUAAUCCUUGUGAGGUAUGGUGGAGAAUCUCGUAGACAUAAAAGAAGAACAGAAUAAAAUAAUGUAGUGCAGUAAAAUUCCAAAAUUAGGUACGUUUAUAGAUGUAGACUCAGGGCCAUCUUUCCGCAUGGGCAUGAGGGGGAGAUGCCUGGGGGGCCCACAAGCAUAGGAGCCCCACUGCAAUGCCCAUGGGCUGAAAUUGACAAUGGAAAUCAUUUGAUCUCCAAUGCAAGCCCAUGCAGCGGCUGUUUCGCAAUCUGCCUUCUCAGGCCAGUGAAGAGCUCAAAUAUCUCCCUGACUGGUCUCCUGGCAGUUCCUUCCAGGAGAGAGGAGUGCAGGAAGGCCCAGGAGACUGUGUUCUUCCCGCAAGCAGGCUGGUGUAAGCAUAGGCGUGCGCAGCCUAUUGCAUUAGGGUGUGCACCCUAAAGCACAAACACACAUGCGCGUGUAUAUGUGUAUAUACAUAUAUAUAUAUAUAAAUAUACACAAAUACACUCUUUCAUACAUACACAGACUCAUAUAAAUAUAUUAUAAAUCCAUUAUCCGGUUUGCUGCCUGCACAAAUCAUUCAGUUGGGGUCCUGGGGAGCCUGUGCCUGUCUGCUCUGCGGACUCUCCUUAUCUGCAGCUGCCCCUUUACUUGCUGAAGCAUGCAUUAGCUGCCGCUCAGCAGACCCUGUUGACGACAGGGUUCAGGUCACAAGGUUUGCAGAGAGUGGGGGUGGACAGCCAAUGGAAGGGAAGGUGAACAGAGUGUCUUAAAGGUACAGUGACACUCGCACCUUCCCAUUGUGAGUUGCCGGCCCCGUGGCCCCCGCAUAAUGGCGGCCAAACAUUUUUUUAAAUAGCAUAGCAGCAGUACAGCGCGGGGCCUCAAUUUAGAGGCUUGAUUAUGGUGGGGUGACCACAUUUAAAAAAUGCCAUUAAGGGACACUUCCUUGCCACUCCCUGACCCCCUCUUUAAAACCAGACACAGCAGGGUAGGGUGGGUUUCAGCAUCCAUUCCCCCCAUAUUUCAUGUAUACCCCCCAUAUUUCAUAUCCAACCCAUAUUUCAUAUCUAUUCCCCACCCCAUUUCAUGUCUAUUCCUCCAUUUCAUGUCCACCCCCCACUACUGACUCACUGAGAGGAAGGGUGCUGAAAUCUUUAUCAUGGAAUCACUAGUAGUAAUAGUAAGUCCAUGAUAAAGAUUUCACCCCCCUCCCUUAUUCCAUGCACUUACCUGGUCCUGGGAGCUCCUCUCUCUUUCCUCCCGUGCGGCCGUCUGCAAAGAGCGCUGGGAGGAAGUGAUGUCAUCGGGUGUCACCUCACUUCCUCGCAGCGUUGGGAAGGGAGGGUUGCCGUCCACACAUCUCCACCGGCGGACAGCAAAUGGUGGCCUGCAGCGCUGGCUUAGUGGGGAAGCCAGCAGGCCCCCUCUUCACUAAUAUGGGGUCCAGCUCAUUCCAGGACAUUACAUUGUCCAGGAAUGAAGGUGCCGGAGACCCAGGGACAGACCUACAAAAUGUGGGACUGUCCCGGAUGAUCUGGGACAUGUGGGCACCCUUGAUUAGUUCUGACACGGCACUCGGUUCGUGAGAGGACAAGAGAGGAGUCCAUCUGCAGCCAGAGGAGCUGCAGGCUGAAGUUCACGCACCACUACUGGACCACCAAGGCUUUUAUCACCCCCCCCAAAGACACAAUAUAGACACUUUUUAUCCAUCACACACACACUGUACCCCUCUCUCACACACAGACAUACACUGCACCCCUCACUCAUCCCACACACUGCACUGAUAAUUGCAGUCUGUGUGUGUAUUCAGCAGUCAGUCCGUGUGUAUUUUCAGCAGUCUGUCUGUGUAUUAGCCGGGGGCCUAUAAUGCACUGCUUUAGUGGGAGACCUAUAAUGCUGUUAAGACGGCCCUGUGUACACUCACAUGUUUUGGAGCCUAGCAAUGGCUCCUAGGAUAUAACAUGGAGUGCUAUGAUCCCCACUCUUAGGAUGUGUAGGUAGUGGACAUGCACUCUGUAUACAAAAAGAGAAUAAACAAUAUAGUGCAAUAAAAUAGGAGUGUAAAACCAAAUAAAAAUGUAUUUACAUGGAAAAAAGCAAUAUACGGUUUACUAAGUCCUAGGUGUGUAGGUGGUAUUUAUCUCCACCAAUGACAUUAAGAUCAGGAGGCAAGCAGGAGAGUGGUAAGGUAAUAAAAAGAAUAAAAAAGUACUUUAUUGGAAAUAAAACUGUAGUAAAAAAACAUAGAAUAAAAAGAAAUAAAACCAAUGCCUGCAAUACACAAAGGUGUUUCACUGUAUAAUAGGCUUUUUCAAACUUUUCUAACUUUCCACUCUCCCUCUGAGCAUCAACAUGUAAAGGAACAUGACAUCUUGAUGGGGGUUGCAAAAUACCAGGCCCACUUUAAAUUACAAAUUGGACAAACGUGCAAUAUGUUUUAUGUGUUAUUUGUGGGUAUUUUGUUUUGGUUUUUUUUGUUUGUUUUUUUACAUUCAUACUUUCAAAUUAUGUUGACAUGAUUUCUAGGCCAACUUACUGUAUGCAACUCCUCCUUCAAUAUUUUUUUGCAAUUACUUUAGGAGAAAUAAUUAAUGUUAUUGAUCAGGAAGGCUUGGUGAACAAUACAGUAACUUAUUUUACUUCUGAUCACGGAGCAUAUUUGGAAGGCAUGGAAACUAGUUAUGAUCUUACAGGAUAUAAUGGAAUUUAUAGAGGUAAGUACUUGAUACAUAUAUACUUACAAGUCAUAUUGUUGUUUGCUAUGUUGUUUAUGUUCCUAUACUUAUGCAGUAAGUAUGAUGGCAAAGCAUAAUAUAACUUAGACAUUAAUAAAUUGUAUACUUCUCAGUGUGAAGGUGGACUGAAAAAGGGUAGGGAAGGGCAUAGCUAAAUUUAGGGCAUGUCAGAGAUGAAAAUUAGAAGGGAAAUGGAAACUGCAACUGCAUGCUUUCCAGUCAACUGGGAUUAACUCUUUAAAAACAAAUUUAAAAUAUAACGGUUGUGCCAGUGAUGAACAUAGACAGCUACAACCAAAAAAGGGGAGUGUCAACAUAGUGCACUUACAUUUGAACUUGAUAGUGCUGCAAGAUCCACACCAGAGCUGCCUAUGUGCAGGACACAUUUUUGCCUGGGCUGAAAUCUCCUGUAAUGAUCUAACCCAGAUCAAGACUAUUGUGGAAAAACCGGGAUACUAGAAAAGGAUUCUAGAACCUGUGUCAAGAAGCAUCUCAAGUACUUUGCAGUAUUGGCACACAACCAAACUUGCAGUCUUUCUAAUGAGUGGACUGAUGCCUCUAAUGCUUAGUACAAACAAAGCAGGCCUUCCUUUUGAUGCUACAAUACAAUAGUCUUCCCCACACAUCACAGAUAUAAGAAGCAAAUAGCAAAGAUAAGGACCCAAAAAGUGCAUGGACCACAGCAUUGCCAACACCUAAUUCAACCCAGCAAAAUGAGCAAAUCUUCCAGCACAAAACUUCUACAAAACAGGUGUUCCUGCUGAAGUGCCAAAUCAAAUGGGUAACGUUUUGGCCCCUAAGAGCCAAAGAGUAGUUUGAUAACGCUACAAAACGUCAACCAUUUGACUUGGUACUUCCCUGUUUUGUAUAGGGAAGUUGGAAGAUUUUACUAUUUUCACAGAUAUAUAAAUAGCAACAUGCAGGCAGCGUCAGAUCUACUGGCCAAGCAAUCCAUUAAAAGGUCACUCAAAACCCCUAAAACUAGUUUAGUUUCCUGAAAUGCUGUAGGGAUUAACUGCAUGCCCUCUUGUUAAGAAUGUUGAAUGAAUUUAUAAUGUGGGUGUCUUCCUAUAAAGUGGGGUUUACUAACUUAUUGGUAAAUAUUGUUAAUUUCAGCACUUUAUUUCAGCAACUGUAUUACUCGAAAUUACUUUUAUCAUUAUAUAUAUCUUUACUGAUUGAUUUUUUCCCUGCAGUUUUGACCUGUAUUAUAUUUUCACCAUGGUAACAUAAUACACAAAAAAACAAGAGUAUGUGUGGUAGGCACAAAGCUAUCUAGGAGAAAUCAUUAAUAAGAAUAUUUCCAAAUAGGUAAAUUGAUUCUAGCAUUUUACAGUCUUUCCGUAUAUUAAUAUUGGCCUUUACAUUAUAGGUGGGAAAGGCAUGGGAGGCCUAGAAGGUGGUAUAAGGGUUCCAGGAAUAUUUCGAUGGCCAGGAGUUUUGCCAGCCAAGACUAUGGUAGAUCAACCUACAAGUCUCAUGGAUGUAUUUACCACGGUCAUCACACUCACCGGAGGCAAGGUGCCACAAGACAGGUAAACUUGGACUUAUGUUUAUUACAGCUUCUAUGAAUACUGUGGAUUAUAUUAUUUAUCAUAUUGUUAUUGUAGACCAGGUCAAACAUCCUUGAAUAGUGCAUUAUUUACACUUUUAUUACAAUAAUCAGUUUUAAACCUAUAUUUCAACUCUAUAUACUGUGUCUAAAAUUUGAGAAUACAUUUUUUAUGUAAUCCUGUUUAACAACCUUUUUUUUUCAAGUAUUGUAUUGUCUACAAUUUCAAAAUGUUAAUGUAAUUUGAUUUAAAGGUACACUAUAGACACCAGCACAACUACAGCUUAUUGAAUUUGUUCUGGUGAGUGGAAUCAUUACCUUCAGGCUUUUUGCUGUAAACAUUGUCUUUUCAAAGAAAAUGCAGUGUUUACAUUACAGCCCAGUGAUAACAUCACUGGCCACUCCUCAGAUGGCUGUUAGAGAUCCUUCCUGGGUCGUGGCUGCCUAAAAUGCAUCCAAACAUUCAGUGUCUCCUCCCUCUGCAUGCAGACACUGAACUUUCCUCAAAAAGAUUAAUUGAUUCAAUUAAUCUAUAUGAGGAGAUGCUGAUAGGCCAGGGCUGUGUUUGAAUUGUGCUGGAUCUGCCCCUGAUCUGCCUCCUUGCCAGUCUCAGCCAAUCCUAUGGAGAAGCACUGUGAUUGGAUCAGGCCACCAGUUCUGAUGAUGUCAACAGACAGCUUGUUUUUCUGAGGCAAACAGCAUGCAGAGCUACAGCUUCAGGCUUGAAUACAAGUAAUAUUUUGAUAUAUUUAGGGAGGCAUGAGGGGCCAGGGGAGCUAGAUGGUGGUUUUAACAAUAUAGGAUCAGGAAUACAUGUUUGUGUUCCUGACCCUAUAGUGUCCCUUUAAUAUAAACAACUAAGAACUAAACAAGUUUAUAGGCAAGCAAGUUAGUCUCUUUCAUACAGGUAUAAAAUACCUGAUCUGCAGAAUAAAGCAAAAUAUGAUUAUCUUGGUGUUAACCACUGUGAAUGAGAUCUAAAAAAAACCCAAAAUUGCAAAUUAUACUUAAUAUUUAUGUAGUUUUGCAGCAGUAUUGCAUUUUAAAACCACUUAAUAUAGGGGGGUGUGUCCUAACGGCGGACGAGAACGGACGCGUGAGUGCUGAGCUCCUCCAACACACGGUGUUCUCAGCUAAAUUCCAGCAUACCUCCGAUUGCAAUCUGAACACAGACUGCACCUAUCACUUGUACUGCCCCACGGAAGCAAAUGACUACAAAAUCCUGCAAUAAAAUGAAGCAAAAAACGCUUCAAAUGCACCUUACCUCUGCUACCACACAGGAACUGAAAGGACAAGAUGGCGCCGACGGCCCGGGCUCGCCAGCCUCAGUCCCAGAAGUAAGUGACACUGCUCACAGCAUGGCUGACUUAACGAACCCAGUCUCAACAGCCACCCUCAAAACGUUACUUGCGGACCUGAAAUCCACCUUUCAUACAGAUCUGCUGCAAGUGGUUUCAGACAUACGGUCAGAUAUCCAGCAUGUGGGAGAAAGAACAGCCAAAUAGGAAGAAAGGGCAGAUGAAAUAGUAGAUGCCAAUAACACUCGAGCAGAGGUCUAUUCAGAGCUAGAAAGUAAGUUCAAGAGCUUGGAAGACAAAAUAGCCGACCAUGAAAACAGGGAUAGGCGUAAUAAUAUUAGACUGAGGGGCAUACCAGAAUCUGUUACACCUCAGGGGCUACAAUCCUAUGUGCAGGAAAUAUUUAAAGCUUAUGUGUCAGAAAUGGAGCUCCUCCUGGACAGGACCCACGGGCUCCCCAAACCAAAACACCUGGGCCCACAAACCCCUAGAGAUGUCAUUACCAAGCUACACUAUUUCACCGCCAAAGACAAAAUCAUGCAAGCAGCAAGAAAAAAUUCCCCCCUAUCUGGGCGUUUUGAGCACAUACAGCUAUUUACAGAUCUAUCUGCAUCCACUAUGAUGAAGAGAAAGCCUUUGUCCCCAUCACAGCAGCACUACGAGAGGCAAAUAUCCCGUACAAGUAGGGUUUACCAACCAGACUCUUGGUCAAAAGGAAUGGGACCCACUCCAGCAUCUUAUCCCCAGAGGACGGAAAGAAGGUCCAAGACUGGGACAUUCCAUUCACUAAGGCGGUAUCUUCCAUGCCCCAAACCAGAGCAUCACCAGUGAAACUAAAUAGAGACUGGUCAAAAGCGAUCCAUGUCCGCUCACACAAAUCUCCUUGAAAUCUGCGGAGGGGUAAUAUGUACACAAAUGUGAAAUAUCUGAUAUGUGUUUUACAAACUAAUUUGUCUCAUGUUAGAAAGAUACAUUUAAAUCUUGAAUGUAUUGUCUAGAUACUAGAGUAUACAACACCGUGUGGAGUAACUAACCCCAUACGGACCUACCACUGUAACAUAGACCCAGUGAAUUUGUCGCUGGUCACUCACCCCCAAGGUGGCUUAAAAUAUGGGCCGCAAUUCUAACACUUGUUCGAUCAACGGUUUUAUGUACAUAGUUCGCAUGAUUUCCUUUUUGUGUUCAUCUUCUCUCUCUUUUUCUUUUUCGUUUUUUGAUUGUUACAUGUAUGAUGUGCCUACAAGGUUUACACUAGCACUGCCAGAGACACAUGGGUCAAUUUCUUACUCCGCCUAUCACUAUACCCUCAGUAGCAGACCCAGAGAAGGAUUGGUGAAACAGGGCUUAGACCGGGCUGGAAAGCACUACUGCUGGCCUAUAGGCAGUCUUAAUGUACUCCCAGAAUAUAGCUCGAUCCCAUUAGACACCAGUGCAGAGGGCUUAAUAGAUUUAUCCCUCCUACGACACGAAUCCAACACCUACAACCAUGGUGCUUAAUAUUUGUUCUUUAAAUGCCAAAGGGCUCAAUUCUCCACACAAAAGACGCUUGACGCUGAAGGAGGCCAAGUCCCUAGAUGCACCUGUGGCGUUCUUUCAAGAAACACUUUUCAAAUGGGGACAUCACCCAAAAUUUAAUUCCAUAGUGUACCCAAUAGACUUUCAUGCUUGCUACGCGAAAAAAAAGAGAGGGGUGUCCAUCUUAAUAAGCAAAGAUGUGGCUUUCUCACUAGUCCGCAAAAUUGGGGACAAGAAAGGUAGAUAUGUGGUGCUGCAAUGCUAUGUCAACAACAAUCCGUAUAGGUUUAUGAAUGUGUAUAGCCCUAACGAUCAGCAAAUGGAGUUUCUAGAAUUAAUUUUAAUGCUGUGCACGAAACAUGCAUUUGUAGAUGUGAUAGUAGGAGGAGACACAAAUUUUUUGCUAGAUAACUAUUUGGAUUCCUCACACCAGAAAUCCUUACAAAAACAGACUAUAAAAACUAGAGGGAAACUAAUUACCUGCAUUAGACACACUCUCACAGUACACUCCUAUGUAGACCCAUGGCAGAUACAACACCCCAGCAAAAGAGACUUCACAUGCCACUUUGCAGGGCACAAUUGCUAUUCCUGAAUAGAUAGGUUUUUGAUCCCAUCUGCGAUUCUUCCCAAAAUAGAGAAAACCCACAUAGGGCUUAUCACAUGGUCGGACCAUGCUCCUAUUUUCAUGUCCCUAAAAGAGCAAUUCCCAACUAAAGGUCGAGGCAGCUGGCGACUAAAUGACUAUUACUAACUGACCCAACAGUGGUGGCACAGAUUAAACAAGACCUCCAGAACAACUUCCUUGACAAUACAGAACCAAGUUCCACUCCAGACCAAAUUUGAUUAGCACACAAGGCAGUUAUUAGAGGUUGUUUCAUUAAACAUGCCAGUUAUGCCAAAAAGAAACGCCUCGAAAAUUACAUUAACAUACUGCGGGAACUUACUGACGUCACACAUUCAAAUAAAUUAACUCCGACCCCGUCCCAACAUGCCACUAUCUUGCGCCUGCAAGGUCAAUUACGCGACCUUGAAUUAACUAAAUCGACAUUAAUGCUACGACGAAUGAAACAUAGUUUCUUCGCCUCAGGCAACAAGGCAGGAGCCAAAUUGGCCUCCCAGCUCCGGAAACGGUCCAGAUCCGCAAAAUUAUCUCACCGGGUGAGCGCCAAAGAGGAAAAAAUACUAGAUCCACAACACCUAGCGAACACAUUCGCUGACUAUUACAGUAAACUCUACAACCUCAACAAUGAUCCACAACCCCUUCAAUUGCUGAAAUAGAUGAGUUCCUAUCCAACCUCCAGCUCCCCAAUAUGAGUGAGGAGGACGCAGAAUCUCUCCUCCCUCAUUUCAGCCUAGAGGAAGUUUCCUCAUUACUUGACUCUCUCCCAGCUCUUAAAGCACCUGGCCCAGACGGACUACCUAACUCCUACUACCACACAUACCGAUCGACUCUAGACCCUCAUUUACUGAAUCUCUUUAACCACAGCAUGAAGGAACGCUACCAGACGAACUGCUACUAGCCCACAUCUCGACAUUACCUAAGCCAGGGAAAUCAGCCACGAAAUGUAAAAAUUUUAGACCCAUUUCCCUACUCAACUGCAACGCAAAAAUAUACGCUAAACUACUCAGCAACAGACGAGCCCGGCUUUUGCCCAAACUAAUAAACAAUGACCAAACUGGCUUUAUCAAAGGCAGGCAAGGAUCAGACAACUCCAGAAAGGUGGUGAACAUCAUAGCAGAGCUGGAGAGAAACAAGGGACAAUGCCUUUUCUUGGCGCUGGACGCAGAAAAGGCCUUUGACAGACUCAACUAUAUGCAAAGAGUCCUAUACAAAUUUGGCUUCCCGCAACCCAUCAUAAACAGGAUCAUGGCGUUGUACACCACCCCAGCUGCCAAGGUGUCCCUUAAAUUUUCUCUCCUCGACAUUUCCCAUCACCAACGGGACCAGGCAAGGUUGCCCAUUCUCCCCCCUGUUGUAUAUCCUCUCUCUAGAACCCCUAGCUCAGACAAUAAAAGAUCACAAACACAUGCAAGGCAUACGCAUAAAGGGAAAAGACAACCGCCUUACCCUUUUCGCUGAUGACAUCAUAAUAUCCAUCUCUGACCCACGACAAGCGUUCCCCCAUAUCCUUGCUCUGCUGAAAAAAUCCGGGGACUUAUCACAUUACAAACUUAGCCAAGAUAAAACACAGGCGUUACCUAUUGGAUUACCUAGAGACAUAAUAGGGAACCUGAAAACUUCCUACCGUUUGAUUGGAGAGACUCCACUCUAACAUACUUAGGAGUCAAAAUAACACUCACAAUAGCAGGCAUCAUAAAACACAACUACACACCACUCUUACGUAUGUGCACAAAAGAACUAGCAAGAUGGAAAACGUCCCACCUAACAUGGCUAGGUAAAAUUAACACGUUUAAAAUGAUGACCCUCCCAAAACUCCUAUAUGUGUUCCGCAUGCUACCACUCCCGAUACCUUCCACACUUUUUAAGACCCUGCAAUCCACCUGUAACUCAUUUAUUUGGGGGGGCAAAAGAGCAAGACUCCCACUUACUCUUUUACAAAAAUCACCUACCAGGGGAGGCGUCGGCCUUCCCAACCUGUUGCUCUGGCAACAGGUGUAACGGCACACUCACCCCAUGGCCACACACAAUGGGUAGACAUGGAAAGGGACCAAUUUCAGGACAACUCCUUAACAGACUACCUAUGGACCCCAAAACACCUUAGACAUGUAGAGAAAACACUCCUCCCAACCACCAGGUUGACCAUAAUGAUGUGGGAUGCCUUCAUGGCUCAGAUGGGUUAUGGUCGCAAACUACAUCCCAGAGCCCCCUUGACGGUACUAAGGACCAUAACCCAAUCACUGUCCCUCCAAGACUGGACACACCUAGGCAUAACAAGGCUUGAGCACCUCUUUGAAGACCGAAAUAAAGUAAAAGCAUUCCCGGACUUACAACAAUGAUGGGACUUACAGGUACAAGACACCUUUAAAUACCUGCAAGUGAGAAGUAUAUUGACCUCUCACGCUCUCCCCCCUCUCGAACAUAACAGCACAAGUAACCUGCUAUUGCCUUCCUUAGUUAUGCUUAGAUGUAGGGAAACACUGAACAAACCCAAGGCCCUCUCCCUUUGCUACAGAGCAUGGCUAGAGAUGCAGCCGGAUAGUCAUCUGCUGUGUAAAACCCAGUGGGAGAGAGACCUGGGCACAAACCUUUCUGAGGGGGACUGGCUGAGAGCCUUGAAUGGACUGUCCAAAUGGAAAAAAUGCUACUCACAUAUAGAGGCUCAUAAAAAACUACUUUACCAUUGGUAUCUCACACCAACCAAGCUUCAAAGAAUAUAUCCAUUGGUCUCCCUCCUGUGCUGGAGAUGUGGAACAGAGGAGGGUACAAUGUUACACGUUUGGUGGGCUUGUACAGACAUCAAACCCCUGUGGGACGAUGUACGGGCGCUCCUGUUACAGCUGGGGCUCUCGACCUUCUCUGUUAAUGCUACCAGACACUAAGGUUGAACCGACAUACCAACAACUUAUAGCUCUAACCUCCCUGGCAGCCAGGAAUCUAAUAGCGACCAAUUGGAAAAAUACAACAUGUCCGUCUCUUACACAAUUGAAAGAUAAGGUACACCAAUACUAUAUAUAUGGAAAAAUGUCUCUUAGCUCACCCUCUCAGGCCCUUAAAUUUCAGAAAACGUGGUAUACGGGACCCGGGUGUCGAGGCAAAACACCACAUGAACUACCACACUAGACACAGUUAUUCACCUCUGGACUUUUUUAAGAUCCUAGACUGCAUAACGAUUGGCAUACUUUUUAUGUUUCUUUUAUGUUUCUUUUUCUUUAUGUCUUUGUUUUCAGUUCAUGAUCUUACUAUGAACCAUACAUUAAUGACAUGUACCAGUCACAGGAAUAUGGCGUACAAGAUUUGCGUUGUAUUUAAGACUGUACCCUCAUGUCUGUAUUAGGACCCGUAAACAAGCAAAUGUAUUAAUUGACAGCAAGAUAUGUAUGGUAUUGUCACUUGUUGAAAAAAAACAAUAAAGUACAAAUUUAAAAAAAAACCACUUAAUAUAAUUGAAUUAAUUUUGGUGCAUAAACCCUGUCCCUUUUUUGGACAGGGUAAAAACAUUGAUAUUUCAGAGAAAUUGUAAUGUUUACAUUUGAUUGAAACCACAUCUCUAGUAGCUGACAAAUUGACAGCCACUAAAGGUCUUCACGUUUACGACAUGACAGUUUUAUGACGUCAAACAAUCUUAAUGUUUCUCCAAGAGUAUUAUCUAUUGGACAGUGUGUGGCAAUUGCCAAGCAUGCACUCUAUGUCCCCAAUGCUUCUCUGUGGAAGUGGAGCAGUUACUCCAAGGAGACUGACCCAUCCUUAGAAUAAAGGUGAGUUUUAAGACAGUAAUUGAUUUGGGGAUUGUAAAUUGUUGCCUUUAAGAUACUGACUAGAAUAUAUAUUGUCAACCACACCAAUAAAUCUUAUGCAGACCUGUGCUGGACCUGAUUUUCUUGUUUUACAAGAGGUCACAUAGUCUGUACAAAGUAUGCACCUUGUCACAUGCAAAUAAGAUGUGUAUGUAGUAACAAACAGUUGUAGAGUAUAGAAAUUCUCUGAUGUCUUGACAUACGGGACAGUCUGGGUUUAUUCAGCCAUCCAAAUAAACAGGCAACGUUUCGACACAAUGUCUUUAUCAAGCUAUAAUGACGUGCAUUUUACAAAGGGUUAUAUCAAUGAAUAAUCUACUUGACAAACCAAUCAAAAUAAAGUACAAAUAACAUCUGCAAAGAGUGACUAAUAAUAUAAAGUGUUAACUCUCUCAUUCCUGAUUUUAUAAAGAAUAAUGGUGAAACAAGAAAAAUUGUGUUUUGCAUCUUGAAGGGACAUAUUCCAAAUAACUUUUUUUUUAAUUAAAAAUGAAAGAUCCUAUAAAUAUAUAAAGUAUUUUCUGAAAAUUAAUUCACCUAAACUAUAUUUAUGUAUCUAAACAAUUAUGUAAUAUGAAAGCAAUAACACAAGACAAAACAAGAAUAAAAAUUAAUAAUUGUGGUAUUGCAAACCAUGUCAAACCAUGUCAGGCUCUAAAAUGUUGUAGCAUGAAGUUCCUAAACUGUAUAUUUACCUCUCUGAGCAGCCAGAAAUGCGUUCUUCUGUACCUCCAAUCUCUAACUAGGCAACUGUAUUCAAACAAAAAGUAUGCUUGACUAGAUGAUCUGGGGUCGCAUUGUACCUUUGUUGCACUAUGUAUCUAAUUUAUGAAAUUGUCUUUAAAACUCACCCCUGGCAUCUCUACACUACAGAGAUUGUGGAUUGACAUCUUCAUAGGAAGCCAUUAAUUUUCCAUUGUGUUUGUAGUAGUGUUACUGCAACCUGAUUAUUCACUUGAAAUUGUUGGAGUUGACCACGGAGUUUCAAGUCUCAAGCCAAAAUAGUCAAAUGGGAAAACCUUUUAAAACUCUGCAAAUUUUUUAGUUUGUAUUUGGCCCAAUAUUUGCAAUUGCCAAGACAAUCCCUGGUUUAGUGGAUAACCAUGUGUGUCUUGUAAGAAUAUUACUGUAAUAACUGGUUAUGUGUGAAAUUUUUUUUUUUCUCACUUUUAUGUUUAAUAUAGCUAUAAAACACUAUAAUAGAGAAUGGCAAUGCUACAGAUUGACACUUUUGUUUGAUAGAACAAAGAAACCGCUACACUAGCUUUAGGUGUUAUGCAUAUAAAAAUAGUAAAUAUAAGCAAAAAACAAGAUGUUCACCUUAAAAAGGAGAAACAAGUGAAGGUGGAUUGGCGCUGAACAGUAUAAAAUAGCAACUACCCCCAGUGUCUAAAAAUCACAAAAAGACACUAACAAAUAGUGGAACAACAAUAUAACAGAGUGGGGGGUGCAAUACAAAGAGAAAAAUUGCAUAUACUUAUUAAUUGAAGAUCUUUGAAGUUAAUCUGAAAGAUGCAAUAGUACAUACAUAGUAUAAUACUGUAUAUAACAAUAAAAGUGAUGGCAGAGGUAAUGGGUCACUCACAAUAUAUAGAGCCUAAGACAGCAGGCUCUAGCUUAAUCGCUUGUGGAAAAUAAGCUUUUCUAGAGAUCCAAUUUCCGGAAGUGGGGAUUAAAAAGAACACAGAGAGAAGAUUAAUGUAUACACUUGAAAAAAACGCGUUGUCAAAACGCGUUGUGUUUUAUUUAUGUCAAUAUUUUACUAUUUUUUAUUAUUACUGUUUAUUUUAUUUCGAGUAAACGUUUUUUAAGCUUCAACAUCCUGGUCUGCCAUUCAUCUUUCCUUCAUCUGGAAAUAGACACCAGUAUAUAUAGAAAGAUUGGGGAGACAUCCUGGAAAAGCCUGGAAAAGCUUAUUUUCCACAAGCGAUUAAGCUAGAGCCUGCUGUCUUAGGCUCUAUAUAUUGUGAGUGACCCAUUACCUCUGCCAUCACUUUUAUUGUUAUAUACAGUAUUAUACUAUGUAUGUACUAUUGUAUCUUUCAGAUUAACUUCAAAGAUCUUCAUAUUAAAAUAGUAGUUCAUUGUAUGCAUAUUUAAAGUGUAAUAUCUUAUUCUUUUUCAUCGAUCAGGAUAAUUGAUGGUAAAGAUCUGAUGCCAUUGAUGCAAGGUCUGGGUCCUCACAAACACCAUGAGUUCAUGUUCCACUACUGUAUGGAGCACCUACACGCUGCGCGAUGGCAUGAUCUGAGCAGUAAGUAUGUCAGCUGGCAGAGGAUACAAGGGGACUUGUUACAUUAUUAGAAGCAUUGUUUGUUUGUACUGCUCUCUCUGUGCUGUCUGAAAUAGAACAUUGACUAACACCAAGCCUAGAAGGAAGUGCUCAGGUCCAUGAUCGAGGUAAAUACAGAGAUGUAAAUUUUUACUUUAAUUUCUGGUUUUCUGAUCAUAAACUUAUUUUUUUUAUUUUAUUUUUUAAACGUAGGGGUUAAGAAUACAUGUACUGUACUCCCUCUCGCUCUCUGUUGUGAGACUGAUUAGUGUGAUACUUUGUGUAUCUGUGAAAAACAAGUGGAAUAAAGUAGCAACGCCUAGUUUUAACAAACUUUCCCAGAAUUAACUCGUGAUCACUGCUUAUUUGGUUUUGCCUUUAUGGAUUCAUUUUUAUUUAUUUAUUAUUUUUACAACCCUUUAGGGGCUAUAUAUAUAUUUUUUUUUUCCAUUUAAUGGUUACUAUUUUGGUUGAGCGGGAAACUGGGUAGCUGAGCUGUGAGGUAGUUAAGGGUUAAAAGAAACCUUUUAAAAUAUAGUUUAUAACAUUAAAGUUUUUGUGUAAAAGUUAAAAAUGCAUAGGAAGUUCAGUGUUAGAAUUCUGACUCCUGACUUGGCAACAGACUGUGCCCCAGUGUUUGAGCAGCUGAAGGUAGCGAUGAUUAUUUUACUGAUUCUGCAGGGCCAAAAGGCAUGAUUCUCCAAGCACUGCAUGUGACACAGAUUAAUGGGUACCCCCUGAUAAUUUUACACUAAGUAUUCCCUCUUUCCUAGCAAAAACAUGGCAUUUUAUUGAAAAUACCUUUAAAAAGUACCAGACAAUAAUUGAGUAAAUGUUUCUAAUCCCACUAAAUGUUAUAACUUUUUUUCCACUGAUGAUUCUGUAAGCCUGUGUGACAUACCACAGAUCUAGAAAAACACUUGUAUCACAUGUAAUGCACACAAAGAACAAACACUGUUAUUAUUCUUUCAAAUAAGCAUUCUAUUCAAAUAUAUGUGCUAUUCAAAUUAAGUAUCUUUAUAUAAUGGUGUCAUGUGUUCUUAAUUGCAGAUGACAUAAUAAUAAUUAAAUCUUCUUGUGAUACUUUAUCAUUUUUUAUUAGGUGAUACUGUUUGGAAGGUACACUACAUUUCACCAAAAUUUUCUCCAGAAGGAUCAGGAAUGUGUCGUGCAACAAAAUUGUGCUCAUGUUCGGGAAAUGAUGUUAUUUACCAUGUUCCACCAUUACUUUUUAACCUCAUGAGUGAUCCCUCGGAGAAAUAUCCUAUUUCACAAGAAACGGCACCCUACAGUCAAGUGCUGCAAAAAAUACAACUAGCUGUUGCAGAGCAUAAUAUGACUUUAAGCCAAGUUCCUCAGCAAUUGUAUGGGUCAAAUAACAGAUGGCUACCUAGUUUACAAGUGUGCUGUGGAGUAUUUCCAUUUUGCUCAUGUAACAAAGAAGAUAAUAUGUAA
Pelobates cultripes (western spadefoot toad) is the source of this 55635-nucleotide messenger RNA. The record is from the annotation of a GenBank genome assembly. NCBI's taxonomy places the organism in Eukaryota, Metazoa, Chordata, Amphibia, Anura, Pelobatidae.